AUGAAACACGCGAUUUUGGUUCUUCUGCUUUGCUGUAAGUUGGUGAUUAUUUGUUCAUAUGCGCCGGUGUUAGUUGGUCUUAUUUUAGGUUUAAAUAGUAAGCGCCUACGUAUGACUGCAACCGGCUUCUCACACUGUUCUAAACAAAUUUUUCGUAUUUACUAUCUGCCUUAAAAUUAUGAUGCUGUGUGAUCUUAUGUUCGGAAAUAGCCAGCAAGCAUUCUGUAUAGUUUGUUAGACUCUCUUCGUGCUAGUACUUUUACAUCUCUUCGGUGGCGAGGGAUUAUGAAUAUCCUCAAUGGAAAUAGUCAUUAAUAGAUGGGAAUCAGAUUCUGAUUAAGGGCAACUAACUUAACAUAAUUAUAUUUGUUUAUGUGAGAUCACAAUUGGAUGGUAGGUCAGUCCUUCGAAUUGAUCAAAAUUGCUCGAUGCUCCAUGCUUGUACCAAAGAGAAUACUCACGCAGAACACAAGGGGUAAUUAAUAGGUUUUUAGAAGAAUAGGCAUAAUUUAUCUGGUUGCACUUUCUAUCGAGCGAUUUUACCACACCAGGAUCACCGAUUCCUUUCUAACUUUACAGACCCACACAUUUUAAUACUAUUAAAGGUUUUUAGCUUUAGCUGACUCGGAGGCUGAUAUUUACCCAUCCUUGUGUAGCAUCCGUGACUUGAAAAAGUGCAGCUAACAUCAGGUUAUGGGAACCCGUUUUUACUCAUAAUUUUAGCGUAUGUCUCGUGGCAGUAUGUUUAUCGUACGAAAUUUGAACGCAGUACUAUUUACUCAGUUUUCGCCAUUGUAUGUGCUUGGCGGCAAAACAGCAGCAUCAGAACACUGCGACACAAUUCAAAAGGGAUAAGCAACUUAACUACAAUAUUUAGCAGAUUACAGUCUCUAGAGUAGAUGUGCUAACUCAUGAAAUGUCAACCAACAUUUCGAAAUGCGUUCUCGUUUCGAAAAGAUAAUUUAAAUAGUGUUGUAAAACUAAUCAUGAUGCAGCAUAAGCCUAUAAUGAUCCAGUUACCGCAGGGUAUCGGCUUUUGAAAGAACUUAGUUUCGGCUGUAUGCUAGAUCUAUACUCUGCCGAAAAUGACUACUCAAUUAGUGUGCAAUUUUCUCAUUGAUUUUCGAUGGCCCUGAAAAUACAAUUAUAUUUCAUGGAAAACAUGCAUAAAAAUACUCAUUGUUUUACUUAUUCGGUGGAAAAUCACGUCUUCUUCCAUUGCAUUCAGGGGUUCAAAACUACAAGCUGUAUAUUUUCCGUGCACGGAAAACCAUGCAUUGCUCUAUGGUUUUAAGAGGAGACCAUAUGAGGUUCAUAAAAUUCAGCAGUGGAUUUGAGCGAUAUUGUUAACUUUACAAGCUACAUUCGUAAAUGCAGAUGCAUGACGUUACAUGAACGGCCAUUUAACGGUAUUAAAAAAUCUCACAAUUAGAAACUUUUUUAAAAACCAAAUUAUACUAUUUUUUGAGUAUGGAUUUGGAAGAAGACGUGAUUUUCUACCGAAUAAGUAAAAGAAUGAACAUUUUUGUGCAUGUUUUUUAUGAAAUUUAAGAGCAGCGAAAAUCAAUGAGAAAAUUGCAUGCUAUUUAAGCAGUCAUUUUUUGCAAAGUAUAGACGUUAAACGCAGCCGAAAAUAAGUUCUUUCGAAAGGCGACACCCUCUCGGUAACUGUGUCAUUAUAGAUUUAUGCUGCAUCAGGAUUAGUUUUACAACACUACUUAAUUUAUCUUUUCGAAACGAGAACGCAUUUCGAAAUGUUGGCGGACAUUUCAUGAGUUAGCACAUCUACUGUAAAAUAGACAUACCUCCGGAAACAGCGACAACAGGGUGGGUACUUAUGAUACGGGCAAGACACUUGAGCAAAACAGAAGGCUUUCAGUUAUUUAAAGCGUCUUCAAAAACCUGUAAGAAUGGCAGAUGCUGGCAUAUGUCUGUGCCGUUUUGUAGAUUAGACAUAGUCCGGUAUCAAGAAAGUAUCUCUAAAAUCCGCUUACAUGCUUGGUGACUUUGAGCUCUACGAUUUUUUAAGCUCACAAGUGAUCCUAAGGCCUAUACUGCAGUCCUGAUAAUAAGGAGCUGCUUGAAGCCAAGAUGGUACGGUAUGCCACCUAAGGGAUGAAAGGUGUCGAAAUUUACGAGUGAUUGCUAAUUAGUUGUAUCCAUCACCAAUGCAUGGAUUCAAUGUCGACAGUAAUAAAGGACACUUUUAAUAGAACCGAAAAUACAAUUGAAAUAUUAUAGGCAAUACUGCAAUGUGUAGUAAUACGAAUUUUCUUCGCAAAGCGGAAACUUCCGAGAAUGUCAUAAAUGGUUGUAUCUUAGUAAAUUUAAUUUUGAAAGGAACUGUUAAAAGACGGGCAGCACAAAAAGAAUAAUGUUUGAACAUGGUCUUUCAGUGCACUUCACAAUAAAAUAUCCUUUACGAAUUAGUGUAUUAUCAGGUACGACAGUUUCCCAACGGCCUCCAUUCGGAGUAUAAAUUCCAAAACGAUCUCCUGCGGAUUCGCUGUAUUUUCCACGCUUUUUAGUUGAUUAAGGUACAGCUCAAUAAGGCAGACAGGACUCUGCUUGAUUUCGCCGACAAGGACGCCAUAGGAAUAAGAGUUUUAUAAGGUCACAUAUUGUCAGGUCGGUUGCUGACUAAUAGAUUAAAGUAGGUUUGACAGAUUUAAUAGUAAACAAAUCUUUAGGUGUAUACAAAAAGAGACAAUCGGUUCUGUAAAACAAGCUUCCUAUUUUCCUUUUUUCUGGAUUACGUCGAAUUUCAAUUUUGCCUUGGUACAUCGUUAAAUACUUCAUCCUUUACAGUGUUUUUAAUCGAUCGUCCGUAAAGACAGAUUCUGUCGUCGAUGAAACUUCCAGAGAGACAAAUUUAAAAUUGACGCAACUGGGUUUAAAUUGAAGGAAUGACAACUCGCUUUUUUUCCUCCUCCUUUUAGACCUCAUUGAAGCGCGAUCAACUCACCGUUGGUGUAAGUUUAUCCGUGUUAUUUUCAACGGGACAAAUAAGACAACAUCUUGACCUGUAUUUAUGUUCGCGACAGGCUGAAAACUACAUAUUUAGACAUACAACAGGUUUACGUUGACACCUAAUCGAGAUGACUAAGGAGGUUUUAUUUGCCAUAUUGUACUUACUUAAUUCACUUUUAUUUAGAAAGUCGCCAGGGAAUCUCAGGUGUAUUUGCCUUAAUUUUUGAGACAUAACAUUGGCUCUUGACGAAGCAAGUAGUGCAAGUGCAGAAAGCAUGUUUGAAGUUUUAGCACAUUAACCCCUAGCAUGUUUUUAAGUCCGUCAAUAUUGUUUCCAUCACAGCCAGUUCGUGACUAUAAUAUUUAAUGCCUCACUGCUGAUACGAGUUGGUUUCUGCUCGCAUUCACUAAGUGCGGGUCUUAUGGUAAAUGAGUAAUACUGUCAAAUAAAGUCAAACCUCCCGGUUAAAAUAAGUGGUUCUACAUAGGAUGAUUAGUGGGCAAACAAGCUUCAAUUUUUAAGGCUCAUAAUAUUACAUUAUGCUCUAUUGACUGCCGGUUGCGAAUAAUCACCCACUGUAAUUACCUGCUCAUCAUCUACCUCUGGUUUUUCAUGAACAAACCUAAACACAUGUUUGACAUAUUUUCGUACGAAAAGUCGAAAUCCAUUGUCAGUCAGAGUGUGCUUGUCGUAUGAACAAUUGACAAUUGACCUUAACACACAGCCUUUCGGCAGUCCUCUCGCUUGAAUAAGACUAAUUCACACAUGUAAGUGCUCUAUUAAACCUCACCUCACUGGAGGUCAUAAGAUUAAGACCCGUCAUUAAAUUAAGAACACAGAAGUAAGUGUGCCGAUAAAAAAAAACAGGUCUGCACAUUUUUAAUGUUUCACGCUGGAUACUACACUAACCGGUAUAUAAAGUAAUCUGACGCCUUCAAAAUGCAGUGUUCGCUCACAGAAUUUGGAUGAAUAAAAGCAGAAUGGUUUAUCUUAUCACGCACAGACGACCGUUUAAUCGCUCCACUGUAAUUGCAAAUGUUAAAAUCAGGAGCCGUAGAAAAUGGUUGAAUAAACAGAUGACUGAGAAAUACAGCUCAAAGUAAGCAAGCCACAUCUGUGCAACCUGCAAACUCCAAACCUCAAAGCAAUGAUGGCGCAACCAAAUUGUGUUGGCAUGAAAGUCGACACGCAAUAGCGCAUUUAGCAGAAAAAUAUAGUGGUCCAAUUGGUGAUUAAAAUCGAAAAAGUUCAGAAAGGGGAACGUAAAAAUAGAGUAAUGUGGUUUGCAAUAGCAGAACAAACGGCAAAUGAAAAGUACCAAUCGGAGCAUACUGGGACACAUGGACAAAAUGUCCAUUAAGUACAAAAAUAAGUUAGUCAGGCCGAAAAGAUGGGUUCCAUGCGGAUAUUUUUAGUUAAUGCCAGGAUUGACACAAACGACUUCAGUAAAUCUAUUUACUUCAGAAUAUUACGAAAUGAACUUUUUAAAGACCACAAAGACGGAAAAACGCAUAACAGAAAAGGGGAAGAAUGAGUCUAACAGAAUGAAAACAGAAAAAAUAAAAGUAAAUGAGCAUAAAAUUUUGCAGGGAUUAAUGCGCAUGGAUGCACACAUUGCAAUAAAAAACAAAUACAAUAUGUGAAGCAGUAAAAUAUGAAAAAAAGUGCAAAGCUAACGAGCAGUUAGCAUAUUAAAGCCGGGAAGCAGAGAAAUAUAACAAAUAUGUCCAUUUCUAUGUUACAGCUACCUUGCCGCCGCAUACUGAAACAGCUCCACCAGGAACAGAACCAAUGAAAAGUAAGCAAAGCCAACGAAGAUAAUUAUUAAAAAUAGGAGGUAAAAGGAAACAACGGCAAAAACAUGACAUAACAAGGAAUGGAAAAAUGGCAUAGGCUAGGGAAAAAAUGAAGGAAGAAAGUAGAUGGAGGACAAAUGAGCAAGAAGAAGAAACGAUGCAAAUUGCUGAAUCUCUGUGAGAAAAUAAGAUAAAAUACAUAAAAGUAUUAAAGACUGUAGACCGAGGAAAGGGCAAAAGGCAGAGGCAAUGCAAAUUGCAGAAUAUUUAAGAGUAGUCAGCAAAUGAGAGAACACAUCCACAUGGGCUUAGUGAUCUGGCGGUAUAAGUCACAUCCAAUAUAAUAUAUAUAUUAUAUUAAUAUAUCAUUUGUAUUUUUAUUAUGAGAAUGGAGGUGUGGACGGCAAUGACAUUAGGGUCUGUGAGAUUUGUGUGUAGCACAGGACGUUGGGAGGCAGACAGCAAUCCCCAUGAUCGUCUCCCUGCAUUCUGUUUGCAGAAAGCGUAACCGAGGUUAAAGGCGAAUCUUCGUGGACCCCAAAGCCAUCUUCGCCUAGUAAGCGUAUUUUCCUACGCCAUUCCUCUCUCGCUAUUCGCUAUGAUCUGCAAACAGGCAGGACUUCGUAGUUGUUUUCAAAUGCCCCUUUUGAAUUUGUUUUAACGCACUAUUUUUAAGCCUCUUAUUACCCUAGGCCGUAGCUAUUUAUUGCGCUACAUGAAUUCAUUCGAUUUUCGCAAUUUUAUUUCCUGUGUUAUCUCAUGCUGACCUCUACGAUGGCGUCCUUACCAUUUGACACACUUGCUGCACUACUUGUCUUACUUCCUCUCCUCGUCUUUUGCAUUCUCCGUAGGCCAUUCUGGCGAAAUCCUUUCGACCAUCACGACAACUCCACCUCCAGGAAAAUUUCCUGGGGAGCACAUUCUCGUCAUUGCGUCAUGUCUCACUAUACUCAAUCCACUCCACCAAUCAGAAAUAACUGAGCCCAUCUACUGCAUACCGUGCGCCCAGUACACUUGCGUAUAUAUUGGCCAUACAGGCCUACUCGCAUUAGCGAGCAGAAGUUAUCCCUCCUCAGUCGCGACUCCCCCCCCCUUGUCUCUCGUGUUUGCUCCCGCCCUUUAGUAUGACCAACGUUUCAAUUGCAGCGGUGCUGAAGUGAUGGCAAUGGGUAACACCAGUUAGGCUCGAGAAUUCCUCGAAGCAUGACAUUCUGGCACAACCAGCAGCAACCGGCACGUCCUUCUAGACUCUCAAUACGAGGGAUUACGUAUACGAUCAUUGACUUGUUCCCACACCCUAACAACCGUUAAUCAACAUCUGAACACGCAAAAUUACAGUAGAUGUGCUAACUCAUGAAAUAUCAACUGAAAUUCUGGAAUGCGGUUUAAUUAAGUAGUGUUGUAAAACCACUCAAUAUGCAACAUAAUUCUAUGAUAAUUAAAUCACCUAAGGUUGCCUGCUUUCGAAAGAACUCCUUUUCUGUUGCAUAAAACGUCUAUACUGUGUAAGAAAGGACGGCUUGAGUAGCAUGCAUUUUCUCAUCGAUUUUAGAAGCCCUUAAACAUUCUAUUAUAUUUCAUAGAACACAUGCAUAAAAAUAUUCAUACUUUUGCUCAUUCAGUUAAAUAUUACGUCUUCUUCCAAUCUCAUUUUUGGAGAAUAGCUAUAAUCCGGUUUUCAAAACGUUUCCCAUUCGCGGAUAAUUUUAAACCCGAUCUGCAGUUAUAUUUGCAUCCAGAAUUUCCAAACUACAAGCCGUAUAUCUUCCUUGUGCGGAAAACCAUGCAUGUCUCUACGGUAUUAAGAGGAGACUAUAUGGAGUUCAUAUAAUUUAGCAGUAGAUUUGAGCCAAAUUGUUAACUGUACAAGCCACACUGGUAAAUGCAAAGGCAUGAAGUUUUAUGAAAAGGCAUAUCACGGCCGAAUUGGGCCCGCCCUUCGAGUAUACCACUGGAAGAAGACGUGAUUUCUACCGAAUGAGCAAAGUAAUGAAUACGUUUUAUGUAUGUCUUCCAAGACUUACAAUUGAAUUUUUAAGGGCAUCGAAAAUCGAUGAGAAAAUGCAUGCUAAACAAGAAGUCAUUUUCUACUGCGUAUACUUUUUGUAUGCAUCCCGGAAGGAGUUCGUUAGAAAGCCGCAUCCUGCGGUACUUGGACAAUUAUUGAAUUAUGCUGCAUAAUGAUUAUUUCAAGGCCAGUUCUCCGAGAUGCCGGAAACACUUGAAUCAUGUAAGCAACUGCCCUGUCAUUACGGCGGCAUCGCUAAGUAUGCAGAUGCGCCAAACGUAGCGCAGAGAACAUGAAGCAGGCAGUUAAUAUACUUGCCGGAGUACGGAAUGUUAGCUUUCUACUUUUUCAGCUGGAAGAAUGCCCCGGGUAUUUUGCCUUUCCUUAGGCGUCGUUUUUAUAUAGAGUGACACGCACGCGUGUGGAUAUAUUUAUUUUUUGCUCUAUAUGUAAACGUUUCUAUCAAUCAGUUUGUGUCCUGUGAUUGCAUUUUUCGUGUGCAAUUCAUUAUUUCCUUCUGCUUAUUUUUUUCAGUUACUUCUUUUAGCAUUACCCUUUCCUUUUUUCUUUAUUUUUACUACUUUUUGGUCUAUUUCACCAUGUAUUUGAUUCUAUAUUCUCGCUAUUUCAGUACUCUAAUUAUCCUCUUUCACCCUCUACAUACAAAUUUACCCGUCAUUACAACCUGCUGCUGAAUACAGCGAAUAUGCGUCUUGGAAUUUUGUAACUGUAGCCUGAUAACGCCCAGUCCUAGAGGACAACGAUACAGCGAAUCAUCAAUCAUCCCAUUAGCGGGUGAUAUGUGCAAAUAUUUGGUUUGGUAUAACAGUACUAUUCUGUCGAUUUAAGCGGUAUUCUUCAAGCAAAUAUACACGAAGUCUUUGUCUUAAUACCCCUGCGACGUCCGCCAUUAUCACUUCCUCUGGAAGCUCGUUUCGGGCACUGGCGACUCGCUGUGAAAAUGCGAACAUCCAUGUGGGAUCUGGUUCUCUGAUGUUUUAGAAAGUUUCAGCUCAGGUUUGCUUUUGUAGUCAAGGUGGAGAAAUCAAUGUAGCGAAUGGCACAGUCUCGUUUCCUUACGAUCCGUUAGGUCUGCUUGAGAUCUCCUCGGAUCUGCCUGUACUCAAGAGAAAAUAGCUUAUGCUCAUCAAGUCUACAGCGGGAAGAUAAAGUCCUGAGGCCUUUCACAAUUUUGGUCGCCCUCCUAUGAACUCGUUCCGGCAACUAAUAGUCAUUUUCAGCCAGAGUCGCCAUGCUUGGAUUCCAUAUUCCAAUUUUUGAAUGAACAAAUGCUCCAUACACUUUUCCAAAUAGCUCUUUGAGCAUUAAAGUCAUUUUAAUUGCGAAGAGGACGGCAUUUGCCCUGUCAGCCCGCCUUCUUCUGCGGUUCUUGGUGGCCCUGCUGUUUUUUACCUUCCCCGUGUUUUGCUUUUUUCUUUGUAGUUUUUCGGCUUUUUUGUCGUGUUUUUCAUGCCUUUUCUCCUCCUUUCCUAUUUUUCAGACGAGCGUGCUUAUUGGGUACGUAUCCUUGUUGACCUUACUUAAUUCUUGCCUUUUGUUGUUUUUCCCCGAAUUUUAUUCUGACUAUCAUGUUUUAGUUGGAGGAAGUGUGGUAUUACCUCAAGAGGAUCUCCUCGGUAUGUUACUGCGCUUCCUUUACGAUAUUCUUUUCCUCAUCAGCGCUUACUUAAGCGACCAUCCUGGUAGCCGACUUCGAAAGCCAACGUCCUGAGUUAACUAAAGUACUAUAGAAUUAUGCUGCACAAUGAUCGGUUUAACAACGAAAACGCAUUUAGGAAUUUUGGUUAAUAUUUCAUGAUUAAGUGCAUCUACUGUAUUGCUAACAGGUUUAUUGGGUAAUGGGAGAAUAAUCUACGGUCCCAGAAAUUACGGCGGUCCAGAUCAAAAACGUUUUUGGCUUGAAGGCAUUUGUGCGACGUUCUAGUCUUGACUUCGUUUCUUGGAAUCUGGACACAGUAUUAGACAAGGCCGCAUAGAUAAACAGAUGCUCACCGCCAGAUGAAGAAUUUACUCGCUACAAGGCGGAUUGCAGAGUCAGCAACUCGAAAUGACACCAGACAGGGAAUGCCAUCACUACGGGAAAUGAUUUCGGUGAAUACUGUUCGCAGAACUUGUGGAGGUUGUUCUGACCGAUGAAAGCGAGUAAAAGUUCAUGUUACUAAGGGCUAUUUUGCGAAAUAGCCAUAGGCCUGCGGAAAUUACUCUAGAUUGCAUUUCGGUUGGCAGAAAUGGAAUUACUAUAUUUAACUGUAAGUACUUCAGGAAGAGAUAAAAUGACGCCAAGUGAAGUGUUGUGCCCACAGCGGUCAAAAUGUUGCAAAGUAGUGGGGACAUUGAACGUGUGACAGUUUAGAAACUUGAAUGACAACCUGGAGUUCUUUUGUAAUCGGCGAAGCCACAAAGCACCUAGAUCUGGGAGUCCACAACGUUCUCGAUGUGUCGCAAUUGGGCGUUCCGCGAUCAAAGUACUUCUGGUAACAGAAGGCUGGACAAGUUCCACUUUCUUUCGCUCACCAGUGCGCAGAAGGCUAAAUAAAAACGUAUAGCAUUCUAGACCAGGCGGGUGCAAAGAUAGCCAGUUUCAAAUUUCCAUGGAGGAAAUCCAGUCGUUUUGUCCGCCUUGAGGCCAGUCAGGCAGGAAAACUGAAAGACUGGGACUCCUGGAGUUAUGCAUACGUAGAUCCUCAACAGUUCCGUUCACAUUAAUGUCGUCUCCAUCAGUGCACACUUGGGGCUGAUGAUGACUGUUCAGGCGGCGAAACCAUUGUUUGCAGAUUGUGCAACAUGACUACUAAAAGGGAGGCUGGCAGGCGUCACAAGACCGAGCUUUGCGGAUCUCAUGUUGAGUGAGACGUUACCUCAUUUUAGAUUAAGGCCUCUACGAUUUUCGAAAUUGCUGUAGCGCGGGGGAUGUUUUCUGGCCGAAAGUCGUCAGCUGACGUAGACUGGCCGUGCUUGGGAAUAUGUAGAAGGCAUGAGUCCUUGUACAAACUGGAAUAGGUCUCACUUUCGAGAGCGAGAUUAGAUAUCUCGCACAUGUGGGACGAAAUCACCUCACCUACGCCCGCAUUUAAAUUGCUGUUUGCAACACUAUUUGGUCCAGGACUACGAGCUUUAAGUAAUCGUCCGGUGACUGAAGCGGCGUCUUCGACCGUCGACGGGAUAUAUUUGCAGGUUAGGAAGUGAAGCGGUCGAAUUGUCAUUAUGCUUUUUGGACAAGAAGGCAUUGGAACUGCCAGCGAUCAGUUUGGCGUAUGCGAUAGGUUUUUAGAGUGCUUCUCAAAGAAUGGGAUGUUGUGGUUCCAUACAACUACUCAUUUGUGAGAAAACAUUUUACGACGUUUGACGAGCAUUUUUCGGCGAAGUUCACCAUUCCGGCUAGUUAUUUGCUUCUGAUAGCCUCUUAGCCCGCUCGUAAAUGCAACGUAUCAAAGGCAGAACUGAAACUUCGUGUCAGAUGAAACCGACGGGGCACUCUGCGUAACCUAGGACGAAAGUAUAUAGGGGGGGGAGUUUGAUUCGUAGCACUUAUUCUUCUUCUUAUGAUGUAUUGCCAUAGAUUUCAUUUUCCCACUUUGCAAAGUCCACAGUUAGAUGCAAUUGGACUGCCCAGUAAAUCACACGCAGACCUACGAAAAUUUUUCUGAAAGGGCUAUUUACACGCAGAGUCAAAUAUCCUGAUUUUCUUCCUGUCAACUUUUAGAUAAUUGAACGCUUGGAGGCGCAAGGAUUUUCUCCUUAAAAGAGUGGUAAUCUACAUCGUUUCAUAUUUUUCCUUUAAUUUGCGCUUUUGCUACCUCGUCUUCUACAGCAUUCCUUAUGCUACGCAUCCGAAUUCUUCUCAUUUCAGUGACUUGGAAUUCUGGCGCGCACGCAACCUCAUUCGUCUGCUUCUCGAAUCUAUUAGCGUGUAAUUUGCUCGUUGUUUUAUUUCUUAUAUAAAAAUCCACCAUUAAGCUAGUUCAAAUAAAUUCCUGAUUUCCAACAUGACUUUCGAAAAUUUUAUUUUCUUUCGUGAUCGUCUGAGACUUUUGUUCCUUACGGCUUACCUACACUUCCCGUCGAUCAACAGGGAAAAUAACUGUUGCAACAAUACAAUCAGGAAAAAGUCAGGUUUAACCUGAAAGAUAGCCGGACGAUAGCGUCCUGGACUUCUGUCUUUAUGAUUAGUUCUAAUUAUGCUGGUUCAGCUCUCUCUGUAAUUCCCACGGAAAGACUACACAUCGGUGAUCCUCGGUCCUACAUAACAUGUCGCAUUUAAGGGAAUGCGUCGUUCUGUCUAGUGAAUGCUUCACUAUCAACAAGUCGUCUCUGCUUGCAUGAACUACCACGAAGCCCUAGUUACCCAGCGACUUCGUAACCUAACAAUUUGUGUCCGCGUCCUCAACACUGUCCUAGGUACCAGUGGCACAUUCUCCACAAUAUUCCUAAAUUGCGACGACAGAGACAUUCUAGUUAACUAAAAUUCCGACAUUCUACAGCCCACAACUGCACGUCCUCUGCAACGAUAUUUCUGCGAUCUCGCAGUCAUACAUGUCGGGUUCAUUCAUAUAUGGGCAUUUAAAAUAAGAAUGUCAAUACAUAUUUUCGAGCUAAGUCCAAUUAGGUGGUCCAGAUAACUACAAACAAAAGUUAUAUAUCUGCAUAUAUAUGCAUAUUUGAAAGAAAUAAGUUCUUCGGGAAAGACAAACAAGACUAUUUGUAAAUUUUUGACCUUGCUUACCCAAGUCACCUUCAACCGUGAAGUAGGUGUGCAAAAUAGUUAACAUUUGAACGUGCCUAAAAUCGAUUUUGCCCUGUCACUUCUGCUGGCAUAAUGUCCUGAUUGGCCAAUGCCUUUUCCACUUCUUUUUGAGGCUGCUGUACACCGCAUCCAAUUCUACGUGUCGGUUGAUGCAUGAGUUAUCAGAAUGGAUGGCCUCUAAACGUUCACGACAAUUCCUAUAGGAGCAGACACCUACGAUGCUAGUGCUGUCCCAAGCGCAUUUAUGUCCAGUUUCCAGCGUAUGCAUGGCAGCUUGGGACAAGCGGUCUCGCCUAUUUACGACCACCUGAUUUUCGUGUACUCGUGCAGAGGCCGAUUUUGCAGGUUGACCGCAGUGAACCGCAUUAGAGGUGUUGCAUGGUAUCAAAAAGACUACUUCCUUCUUGUAUAAAUAGCCACCCCUAUCCUUAGGGUGCAUAAGCUGGUUUCGAAUUCUAGUUGUCGGCUUGUGCGCCUCACGUAGUUGGUGCUCCUUCAGAUGUCUUUCAACUAGUUCGGAUAUAUUCUUAAUGUGCGGAAGUGUUCGACAGUUUUUUCAGUUUGGGCGGCUGAUCGGAACAAUCUACUUCCUUGUCCUUUUCUUUUAACUCCUGUCGUUUCAUGCAUCGGUGCAAAAAAUAUCUAGGAUGUCCAUUCCGGCAAAACAGAUUGAAAAAAAUAUUUAGUUCUGUUUGAUAGGUUUCGUAGUCAGAACAGUAAGUUCUUGUUCGGUUAAUGAUUCUGUUCCCGGCGCUUCUUUUGUGAGAGAUUGGGUUAUUGCUAUCGUAAUGUAAAAGGAUUUCCGCCUAGGUUACCUUGCGGUAAACCUAAGUGUGGAAUGUCCCGACGGACUUUCUCGAUACGAGGAUAUCAAGAAACGAGAGCUUGUUGUCAGCCUCUUUCUCGGGUGUGGAACAGAUUCCUGGAAGUGUCGCCUGCCUUACUGAUCCUUUCAGGACUGCCUUGUACGCAGCGCCUGUUAGGCGGGGUGUAGAUCUAUACUCGGUUGAGUGUACCAGCCGAGGAUUAGCUUUUGGGAUACGAUCCGCACAUAUUCUCAUUGGCUCGAAAAAUUAGCCUUGCUUUCUCAAAGGCAAAACCGUGGUUCAGCUCUCGUAUGUGAGCAUAGACCAAAGACAGCUUGUCCUUGUGGUUUGUUGCAAGUUGGUGUUCGUGCAAUCGUGUACCGAGGCAUUUGCCCGUUUCACCAAAAUACCUCGCACUGCAAUUCAAGCAUGGUAUGCUGUAGACCACAUCUGACCGUUCUGUUGUUGAAAGCGGGUCUUUGGGCUUCAUGAUUUGCUGUCUGAUGGUGCAUUCUGGUUUAUGAGCCACGCCAAUCCUAAAAGGUUUCAGGAUUCUCGCCGUCGUCUCUGAUACGUUCUUCACAUAUAUUAUUGAGAGUCAGAACUUGGGCUUUUCUCCUCUCGACCGUUCAAAAUGAGGCUUUUUGAUGCAAUUGCGUAUAAUAGACUGUGGUUGGCCGCUGGCUUUAAAAAUGGCCUGCAAGUAAUUCUCCUCCCCCUUCUUCCCACUGUCGUCGGUACAGUGUGUUUGAACGCGUUGAAAGAGAGUUCUGACACAACUGCCUUUAUGACCAACAAGACGGUCGCUUCAGAAGUGGAAGAUUGCGCCUAGUACUUGUUUCCUUACGGUAAACCGUUGUUCUUAUCGUCCCGUCUGCGAUAUCGUAACUUGUACGUCCUGGAAGGACAACUGAUUGUUGACUUCCCCCUCCACAGUAAACUGAAUGUCGGGGAAAGAUUGCAUUUUACAAUGCCUUGAAAGCCUUUACCUCGCAACUCUUGAGUACAAGGACGUUUCGUCGACAUAUCUGGCCUAGAACUUCGGGGGGUACGAGCUGAGGACCAGCUGCUCGAGCCUUGGCAAAACAGCUUCGGCAAUUAGUCUAGACGGAGGCGAGCCCAUCGGUGUCCGCAACUUUUGCUCAUAGACGUGGCCGUUGAAUGUGAAGAAGGUCUUAAGACGCAGUUUUAGGAGUUCGAUGGUGUGUGCUCGUUUCAGCAGUUGGUCGGUCUCAUCAUAAUUUUUCUGGGAAAACCGUCAAUUUUGUCGAUAGCCAGCGCGGGUGGGAUGGCGAUGAACAAUGAGAUCACGUCAAAAGACGCCAUUACCGCAUCUGCCUCCACUUCGAGAUGUUUGAUGCGCGUCAAAAACUUUUCAGAUAUUUUAGUCUUUUGGAUAAUCAGACCCCAUAUUAGUCUUGAAUUCUUAUUUAGGGUCUCAUAUGACCAGAAUAUGCUGAAGAUGAAUAUGUUCGCAGACGAUAACAGACCAAACAAUAGAUUUAUAAGCAAAUAUACUACUAGACUUCCCUGAAUAAAUAGUCAAAACGAUCGAACAUAUGUCCCAUAAUAUAUGUGAUCUUAUGGAAUGCUAUCGCAGGCACUAUUCAAUAAUUUUAAUAGCGCCACAGAAUCUACUUCUUAUGACCUUGUUAAUGUAAAUGACAGGGGAAUAGGAAAAAUUAAGGAUUUGAAGGGCGAGUCGAGCCAUUACAAACAAUUUAAAAUUAUUUACGGAAAUGAGGAGCAAGCUCCACUGCUGCUGAACAGGAGAUAAGCACUCCGAGAUGCCCACCCGACGAUUUUUUCUGUGGAACUUCUCACACCCCGAGCGGAAUAGAUGAAGGGAACUCAAGGCCAAACUCCUAUAAAGAUACAAUACAUUAUUGAAGGGAGAAAUCGUAAAUGUUAGGAGCUCAUUCCUAUAGACACAACCACUAACAUUGAUCAUAAUGAAAAUUCAGGUUUUAGGAAAAGAACGUUCCUAUCUGCCACACCGAACAGGGAAAAUAACUGCCAACACAUUAACGUCCGGUUUGAUCAAUCAGCAGCAGACUCGAAAGCGGACAAAGGACCGGAAAACUCACACGAAAUAUCUAGCAAAUUUGACCCGUGACUGUGAGGCAAUGUGGCCUAAACUAAGGAUGAGUGGCGCAACUAAUUUGAAUUUCCUCACCGUAACAGUCCACCCAAUCAAACUCUUGAUGGUAACGACGCGAUAAUAAUGAUUAUUUUUAUUCAAGACCCGUUGGGGUCCAUCAAAGCAAGUAAAAAAAUGGCGUGCGAAUUGUAGACGAGGUAGGUAGGAUCUGUAAAAAAUGCAAUUCAUAGUUUUUGAAUUAGUAGUCCGUUGAGAAAAACUACUAGCGAGGUGUGAAGAAACUCCACUGAAAAAUUUAAAAAUGAUUGGAUUAAUUUUACAGCAGAAAAAACCCCUCGAUAAAAAAUAACAGAAAAUGCGGGCACGACUGGCCUGUAUGUGGUGGUAUAUAGCCGAUUAUAAUCGAACAUCGUCAGGGCAGAAAUAAAUGUCAGCCUUGAGGGGUACGUAUGCGGGUUGGACAGGACUAGCCUGCACGCGGUAUUGUAUACGGGAUUCAGAACUGACAUCGUCACGGCCGGAUUAAUACGCCGGAUGAGACUAUUCGCGUCAAAGAGGCCAGUAGAGAGGAACCCAGACGCGAUCGGCCACAGUAUGCAUCCAGCCCAACCGAGGAGCUGGGAAGGGAGGUACGUCCAAACUACUAGUAGACGGCGACUACUGAGGGUUGCGUCGUGAGCGUCGACAGACCGCAUGAGGUCAAAAUGCGGGAGAUGACAUCGAGAACCGCGAAAACCGUCGCUAUGGCGGAGGAGCGAUGACAGUGGAUUUAGAAACCAAUUUAAAACAAGGGUGCGUAAUGAUAUAAUUGAUGGUUACCAAUUGAUCUGCCAAUAAAUCCCAGUAGGACCCUUCUCAAAGCAAAGAACAUGAGUGUUAUGGAAUGAGACCGCUAACAGUGUCUUUAUGCGUACGGGUGGAUGAUGUUUGCGUAAUUUCGACUUGAAUACAAGUAACUUAGUCGAUGACCUUAUUUCUGGCUGAAGAUUAUUCCAAAGGAAAGCAUAUUUGGAAGCAAAGAAGAGGGAGUGCUUAAAUGUAGUGCAAAGAGGCGGCGGAAUCACCAUUGAGGACCUGCGUGUGGCAUCAGACCGAUCUCUCGGAGUGAGAGUGUCCAUGAGCGGAAGAUUGGAGCUAGAGUUGAUGCGAAAAAGGAAGCAAAGGCCAGCUUCUAGUCUUCUUACCCACAAAAACUUAUUGUUCGUCAGCUGACAUCUUCGAGUAUAAGAAAUACCGGAUGUAACUUGAGAACCCUCUGAACAUUUUCGAACUUAUAGCGCUCACAGACAUUCAUUAAACCAAGGAAAGGACAGCAGUAUUCGAGGACUGGAAGAACAAACAUUUUAUAAAUUCUUAGCUUCAUUUCCGGAAGGAAUAAAUUAUGCGAUAUAAAUUCACAUAUAUGCGCGUCUUUGGCAGAGAUCCUAUCUGCAAGUUUAUUCGUAUAACUUAAACCAAGGUCCUUUAUGCCGAGGCAAUCUGAGAGUGGGUUAUUCGGACAAAUUAUGGCAAUAGGAAGUUUUUUAGGAAGAAAAGACAUGAAACUACACUUUGAUGAGGAAAAUUCCAUCUGUCAUGUUGAAACCCAUCUGCUUAAGCGUAGUAAAUCGGCAUUAAUUAUUCAACAAAAUCGUUUGCAAUGUCCUUAGAAUAUGAAUAAACACACUUGAGGUCAUCGGCAUAAAGAGUAGUUUGCGAAUUUCCGAGUUCAGCCUACAUAUAAUUGAUGUACAUAAGGAAGAGUAGCGGAUCCAGAAACGUACCUUGAAAUAUGCCACUCGUGAUCCAGUGAGGUCUCGAGUAGCUAUUAACGACCAUAACUGUCUGAAAUCGGCGGGACAGAUAGGAGCUUAGUGUGUAGAUUGGAGAUGGCCGGAAGCUAAGAGCUUCCAAAUUUACUAAAAGACUGAAAAGGCUGAAAAGUUCUUGACGCGCAUCAAACAUCUCGAUGUGGAGGCAGAUGUGGUGAUGGCGUAUUUUGACGUGAUCUCUUUGUUCAUCUCCAUCCCACCCGCGCUGGCUAUCGACACAAUUGACGGUUUUCCCCGGGAAAAGUAUGAUGAGACCGACCAACAGCUCAAACGAGCACACACCAUCGAACUCCUAAAACUGCGUCUUAAGACAUUCUUCACAUUCAACGGCCAACUCUACGAGCAAAAGUUGGAGUCAACGAUGGGCUCGCCUCCGUCUAGACUAAUUGCCGAAGCUGCUUUGACAAGGCUCGAGCAGCUGGUCCUCAGCUCUUACCCCCCAAAGUUCUAGGCCAGAUACGUCGAAGAAACGUCCUUUUACUCAAGCGUUGCGAGGUAAAGGCUUUCAAGGCAUUGUAAAAUGCAAUCUCUCCAGACAUUCAGUUUACUGUGAAAGAGGAAGUCAACAAUCAAUUGUCCUUCCAGGACGUAUAAGUUAUGCAAUCGCAGACGGGACGAUAAGAACAACGGUUUACCUUAAGGAAACAAAUACUAGGCGUAUCCCAUACUUCUGAAGCAACGCUCCUGUUAGUGAUAAACGCAGUUGUGUCAGAGCUCUCUUUCAACGCGUUCGAACACACUGUACCGACGACAGUGGGAAGAAGGGGGAGGGGAAUUACUUGCAGGCCCUUUUUAAAGCCAGCGGCCACCCAAAGUCCAAUAUACGCAAUUGCAUCAAAAAGCCUCAUUUUGAACGGUCGAGAGGAGAAAAGCCCAAGUUCUGACUCUCAAUAAUAUAUGUGAAGAACGUAUCAGAGACGACGGCGAGAAUCCUGAAACCUUUUAGGAUUGGCGUGGCUCAUAAACCAGAAUGCACCAUCGGACAGCAAAUCAUGAAGCCCAAAGACCCGCUUUCAACAACAGAACGGUCAGAUGUGGUCUACAGCAUACCAUGCCUAAAUUGCAAUACGAGGUAUGUUGGUGAAACAGGCUAACGCCUCGGUACACGAUUGCACGCACAUCAACUUGCAACAAACCGCAAGGACAAGCUGUCUUCGGUCUAUGGUCACAUACGAGAGCUGAACUACGGUUUUGCCUUUGAGAAAGCGAGGCCAAUUGUUCGAGCAAAUGAGAAGAUGGCCAGACUGGUGCUCGAAAGUUGGUCCUCGGCUGGUACACUCAACCGAGCUAUAGAUCUACACCCCGCCUACCAGACGCUGCGUACAAGGCUCGGAUCAGUCCGUACAGGACCAGUAAGGCAGGCGAGCACGCGGGACCGAGAGUCAACGCUCACGGAAAAGAGCGGAAUUGGGGGCUAGACGUCACGUGUCCAAAGCCGAACACUGCCUCACCGACGUGCCCGCGAAGCUGAAUGCUGCUCACCUGAACAGCAACGACCGAUCAGUCCAGCGGCUGACGUGGGAGAGGCCAAGCAGCACGUUGAUUUGACCACAAUUUCGCCGACCCCAAAGUGAACAAAGGCCACGCAGGCCUGUCAGCGGUCAGCCCCGGGGAGGUCUAAGACAGUCAGCGGCAAACAGGCAGGUCAAAGUCCGUGCGUCCAGCACGGCUAUAAUAUGAGGCAAGCGGCAAGACUGAACAACUCAAGAUCGGCAAGUGCAAAAACUAAGCUGCUCUGAUGAUGGAAACGAGGAAGUUUCCGAAACGUCAGUUCGAAUACAAUGUGGUCCAUGAAUUCGCCCUCUCUUCUUCUUCGUCUUCUUCGGGAGAUGAUGAACGCGAUACAAUGUCUGGACCUGGAAUCUUUACGCAUAUCGAUCAAUAUAUAGGCAGAAUGAUAUUACCGACAAAGACAAGGGAGCCUGGAAUGGCCAUUUCUGGCUUAUUAGCCGUCGUCAGCCAGCCAUACCCAAGCCCGAAGUGUGGAACACAAUAUAAAUAUAUAUAUAUAUAUAUAUAUAUAUAUAGAUCAGUUUGUAUGCACUCCAAGUGGAUAUAAUUUAAAAAUAGAAUGCGCUCUCCGGAAAAGUGGAACACAUGAACCUCUGUUAGUUAGAAGUCCACGCCUCUAACCACUGAGCCACGAGCCGUUGCCCUGUCGCUUUCGAUCAGGAAUAUAAAAUGUUAGAGGAGGCGCUCACCGAUCGUUCUUACGGAACUCACUCGUUCCGUUGUACCUUAUGGGCUCUCUCUCGAGCCCAACUACCACCCUCGGGUGAUGGGUAUGACUGCGUUGGGUAUGACUGGCUGGAGACGGCUAAUAAGCCUGAAAUGGCCAUUUCCGCCUCCCCUGUCUUUGUGGGUAAUGCCGUUCUACAAUCGGCUUUUACCGCCCUCUUUGUCCCCAUACAAUCACCUCACACGUCGACCUGGUCGGUCACUUGCGAAUUUAUCGCACAGAGAAUGGCGAACGAGUGCCUGAAGCACCCAUAUACACUCACCGCAUCCGCCUCAGUUACCCUCACUGCACCCGCACAUUCACACACCGCAUGGGCCUAUUAAGCCAUAGGCGCAUUCAACUGCCGCUAAACCACACCAUCACAUCUUCCCACACCUGCACCACACAACAUAAUCACCUACCACAAGCAUCCAAUUGCGACUUCCCACGCAAGUUGGAAGUGUACUUCUCGGCUACCUUUCAAUGCAGCCUUUUUGCUACAUGUGUGAUUCGAGUCAGAGGCUAUCACGGCGCGUUUAGCACUGUGGAUUGAAAGGCUACCGACUGACAUCCCAACUCAGUCCAUGCAGUCAGUCUAUUUGAGUGCGCGUUUGUGGCAGACGGGUGGACUGAGAACCAGGCUAAAGCGGAUCCUUCCUUGCGUGACCUACGAUACUCUCACGCAUGUGUGAUGUACGCCACUCAACCCCCGUUGUGCCAAAUCCUGGUGCUUGUGUUUGGGGGGGGGGGGGAGGUUGAGCAGGCCGUGUAUGUUGCGCGCGCAGACAUGGUUACUAGACAACGUCAGCCACCGCACCCAUUCCCUGCCCCAGUCUGCUGACCGGCUAGGAUCGUGACUGGGGCAUUGGAAUGGGAAGGAAGAGUGAGGUCGACGACUCAGCGCAUUUUCCUCACUAUAAAUAACCUAACGCAUCUGAAACUAGCAGGGUGAGCCAAAAGCCUUGGCUUGGAAGGUUGCCAACUUACGGUGUAGCAUGGACCUUGCAGGCGGCCCAGUAAUGCGUGUUUGCGUGGAGUGAUCGGCUGGUGGUCUGAGUGUCAGGCUGCAAUGGUUUCUUCCUGAUGUGUCCUUUAUGACACUACCACUCCGAGAGACCCCAGCCAAGGUGCGACUUUUGCCGCGCCAGCUCUUUUUGUUGUUGGUCAAAAUUCUGGUCCAAGGUAUGUUGUACAGUGCGUGACCGAUCUCAUAAAAUGUUGGCCGACAUUCUGAAAUGUGUUUUCGAUUAGGAAGGAUUACUUAGGUGGGGUUUUAAUACUGAUUAGCGUGCAGCAUACUCCUAUAGCAUUUCGGACUCAGCAGAAUGUCGGCGUUUGGAUGUACUCCUCUUUGACCUUCUGCAGAAACUGCGAUCAGCAAAAAAUGACUACUUAUGUAGCAUGCAUUUUUCAUAUUGAUUUCCGAUGGUUUUACAAAUUCAAGAAUAUUUUAUAGAAAACGUACACAAACAUAUGUCUUCUUACACUCGUUUGGUAGAAAAUCAACCUGUCUUCAUUUUUUAUACCCGAUGAAGGUGUAUAUUCAAGUUUUCAAAACGUUUUCCAGUUCCCGGAUAAUUUUGAGCCUGAUCUACCAUUGCAUCGGCUUUUAGCGAUUUCAGUCUACAAGGUGCAUUCUUUCCGCAUGAGGAAAUGCUAUAGGAUUAUGCCGCCGCAAGCUAAUCAAUUUUGCACUGCCACCUAAGUAGCCCUUCCUAAUCGAAAACAAAUUUCAGAAUUUCGGCCAACAUUUCAUGAAAUCGGUUACGCACUGUAGAAGAGUGGGAUGUGGAGUGGAGCGCCUAGGUGCAGCCUCGACCGUGCCAUCCACCUGCGUCCUCCGCGUCUCCGGUCUUCCUGGCUUUGUCUUGACACCGAGUCCAGGUGGGGGAGGGGAGGGUGCUGCAUAUGCUUUGCAAGUCUACAUUCACUAUAACCCGAAUCACACGCAAGUCACCCUGCCUACCCUCACCUUGAUGUGGAGCGCGCGGUGGACAUCGUCGCCAACGACGAUCGAAUUGUCCAAGGCAAAAGGCGGUGGUCUUAAUAGGGGAAGGGGUUGGACAGCAUUUAGGUCAAAUUCCCUAUUAUUACUGGUUGCCACGUGCUGACGACUGACCUCGGCAUCCUAGGUGACGCAGUUCGGGAAUACGUGCGCACUAAAAUCUUUAACAUUAGAAAAGUUAUUUGACUUCAACGGAGACAAGAGAGGGGACUGGCGGAUCAUGGACAAGCUCAGUUACUCGACCAUCCACUGUCUGCACGAAUGUCAGCAGUGUUCAUGCGGCAAGACCUCGUUGAUUACUGGGUUGGGACAGACGUCCUGCAGCACUUGCGAUGAAUGUUAUCUUUGCAUGUUUUUUUUUAAAAAGUCGAGUUCGGCAAACGUAUGCUCUCGUUUAUUCAUCAUCGGGCCUGUACAAAGGAAUUAUUUGUCUUUGUAUUUUAUUGUAUUUUAGGGUAAUAGGCAAUGCCCUUGAUGACCCUAUUGAAAACGGUACAUAAAAUAUAGAUGUUAAAUAUACAUGUUACUAAAACUUUGUCAGUAACAUAUUUGUUCACGGAAAACUUUAACAGGCGGGACUGCAAAGGGUGCGGCAGGCGGUCUUCUCAGUGUAUACAUGAAAUUUUAAGUGCAGUUAUAUACAAUCAGCAUAAAGUGCUGUCAUUUGCAUACUUUAAGAGGGGGCAUCUCAUUAAGAGUCAGGGAUGUGUUAGGUAGGGAUGAAAUCAAGAAAUGAAAUUUAUGGCUGGCCGCAGAUAGUCCUGUUGUGAAAGUCGUCGUUUAUCAAAUAUCAAACGAUCCAGCUGCCUUUUGAAUACAGCGAUCGUAUCAGAUGUCACUAUUUCACACGCUGGCUGAAGGAAAACUUCCGAUUGUCUAGGCGUGUACGCUCCCGCUUGACUUUGUAAGGGUGACCGCGCAGCUGACUCGUCGACGUGAAUUCAAAGAAGUCAUCAGUUUUGAACGAACAUUCAUGCCCGUGGAUAAUGCGGAAUGUCCAUAACAGGUCACACCUCAUUCUUCUAUAGGAUAGGGGGAACAAAUUUAUCUGGAUCAGUCUUUCUGGGUAUGACAGAGUCCUGAGACCGUCCACCAGUUUUUUGGCCCGUCGUUGCACCUGCUCUAUGGCAUCACUGUCUUUCUUCAUCCAGGGCAUCCAUGAUGGUAUUCCGUAUUCCAAGUGCGAUCUGACGAAUGCGCCGAAUAUCUGUAAGAAGAGUUCUGGAGGAAAGAUUUUGAAGGCACGCCUAAUCCAGUGCAUGAUGCUGGUUGCCUUUUGGACGACUCUUUUGCAGUGCUGAGAGGGCAGCAAGUUUGAGCAUGUCCAGACACCUAGGUCUUUGUGCGUGUCCACUUCAUUUAGUGGAACCCCAUUUAUGGUGUACUGAUGUUUUAGGAAGCGCCUCCGUCCAGAUUCUAGUCGCAAGACUACACACGUGGAUACGUUAAACGCUAGAAGCCACUUGCUGGACCACGCAGUCAGCUUAUUAACAUCUACCUGUAGCUUUUGCGCAUCUUCAACGCAGCUGAUUGUUUCCCAGAUCUUUAUAUCAUCCGCAAACAUGAUGCCAUCGCAUUCAAGGUCUGCAGGACAGUCAUUUAUAUAGAUGAGGAAGAGGACAGGACCCAAGACUGAGCCCUGCGGUACGCCGCUUUUUAUCAGCACCCAUUCGGAUGUAGUGGCACCAGCGAUGACUUUUUGAAGCCUGCAUGACAGGAAACUUUUAAUCCAAUUAAAAAUGCUGCCCUGUAUUCCACACUCCCAAAUCGUCUGUAGGAGUCGUCCAUGAGUAACGCUAUCAAACGCCUUCUUAAAGUCAAAGAAGAUGACGUCCACUGGACGGCCCUGGCCUAUGGCUCUUGUCCACUUUUCCUGAGAGUAAAGACUGCUUGUAAGACAGGAGUGACCACGACGAAAUCCGUGCUGAGCAGCACAUAACAGGUCCCUCUGCUCCAGAUACGACAUUAAAUGCCCUUUAAUAAGUCGUUCCAUUACCUUGCAUAGAAUGCAGGUUAAACUAAUAGGAUGGUAGUUAUCGGGUUCCAGUCUGGAUCGAAGUCUAUGAGCCUCACGUUUACACGCAUUCCGCUGUCGCUUGUAUUCCGCCAGGACUUCAGGACUUUCUGUUUGUCGAUAGAGUCUCCACACUUUAUUUCUCCUCUUAAACGCGGUUUGAAGUCUCCGGUUUAUCCACGGCAGACGGUUGCUAGUUUUCUUUCGUCUGAGUGGACAGUUCAGAUCAACGAUUCUUUUGACCAGUGAGCUGAACGUGCUCCAAUAGUCAUUAACUGUUCCUUGUAAUGUGGUUGUCCACGGUAUUGCUGCGGCUUGCGUUCGCAUGCUAGAAAAAUCCUCCUUCCAGAUAUUUGCCUGUAGUUGUUCAGUGAAUUAGGCUGGGAGAACAUGGAAUACUCGAAGAGCAUCACAAUAUGAUCACUAGCACCAAUUGGCGGGAGAUCUUGUAUAUCCAGCACACUCUCCUCAUCUCGAGUGAGCACCAGAUCGAGGCAAUUUGAACGUUGCCCUUCCCUAACACGUGUUCCGAGAGUUACAUUCUGGAAAAGUAGUUUUUCUGCUGCCAAUUCAAGCAAAUGUUGUCCGAAUGUGUUCGAUGGACCCGCAACCGUCCAAGCUUGCCAGUCGAUAUUGGGGGCGUUAAAGUCCCCUACAAUAAGGACGUCUCUUUUCGAGCAGGUCUUGCUCAGUUCCCUUAGGAGAAGGCUAUCGUGUUCGGAAAUCUGGUUUAGGGGGCGAUACACAACUGCAAACGCCAGCGGCCUGGCAUAUUUGUUGGAGAUAGUUAAAGAUAGGAAUUCGACUUCCGCUAUUGUUGUUGGAUUAUGCUCGGGGACCGCGGUUAGGUUGUAGCUAACAUAGACAGCGACCCAUCCUCCUCGGCUUCUCCUGUCUCUUCUGAACAGUUGAUAGCCUCUGAGGGAUACCUCAUGGUCUCCAAUAGCUUCAGAGAGCCAUGUUUCUGUCAAGGCGAUGAUAUCUGGCGUGUGCUCGUCGAUCAGAGUCCUGAGUUCAUCCAUCUUGUUAAACAGGCUCUGCACAUUCGAAUACAGCACCUUUAGUGUCCGUCUUCUCGGGGGAAACUGGCCCUGAUUACAAAGGGGGUUAGCCACAGGAACGAUCGUUUGAUCUGUAUUAUCUUGCCUUCCUUUAUUUUCAACCCCUUCUCCCCCUCUUCUGUCCACAGCUCCCCCAUCUUGUGUCUUUCUGUCGGUUCGUAAUCCGGCUGAAAAAGCACUUCCUUAUGCGAAUGACGAAGGGCCAUCCUCCCUUUGUUGAGGCUUGUACCUUUUUUCAUUAUUACCUGUAUUCUAUAAAUAAUAACGUAUGCAGGCCGAAAUCUGUUUUGGCUUAUACCCGUGACUUCAUUUACCACGAAUUCCACAGUACUCAACAAUGGACCACAAAUUGGAGGAAAUUAGUUGCAUCAAAUGCCGACACGUUCGAUGAAGAAUGAAUCAGACGGUACGCAACAGUCUCUCGGACUAGACAAACCAGGUGCCUCCCGCGCUUGUAAGAACGUUUCUAUUAGUAAUCGUUUUAUCUAUUUGGUCGAAUUUUGAAAUUCUUCACGCCCUCCUCGCAACUGCUUCCACACUUAGCCCCUGUUGACAUUCCCCUUCUCCCUUUUUGUAGCUCUUUUCAAAACGUGAUCGGCGUUCUUUUAAUUAACUCGUUUUGUAUUCUAACCUUGAGCUGGGAAUUCGAUUUGCUCGAACAGUAACAAAGGAAUGCCUUGUCUAGGGUAUCCAUUUUUGAGGGUUGUAAGUUUUUUAUUAUUACCUUAUUUUAUCAAUAGUACCGUAUAUACACCGAAAUGUGUUUUGGCCUAUACGCGUCACUCAGUUUACAAAGAAUUCUAAACUGGGUUUGUCUUUGCGCAGGGGAACCUUAGAACCUGUACAAACGCACAAUGUUGGGUUGGUUAGCCAUAUGGCUAGUGUCUAUGUCGUCGCAAUUGUCCGCUGACGCAGUAACGAGGAGUUUCUUGCCGAAAUUAUAUAGAUGAGUCGGUUAACGUCUACCCGAUGGCCACUGUCAACCAAGUGAUCCACAGUUGCGCUAGAAAUGGACUUUCUCCCACCUUGGUUCAGCCACGCAGGAUGGAUAGGAGCCUAGCUGUUCGAUCAAUUUAACCUGCCCCACAGAAAAAAAUGGAGACGUAGAUGCACACUGAAGAGUUCCGAAGGGCAGUCUAUUCCUACCUUCAAGGAGAAGAAGCGGAGUGCUUGUAAGAACCGGUCUUGUCUUAGCGGCUGGGUACGUGCGCGCGAUUGCAGCGUUUAAGCUAUGAUGUAGGAGUUAGCUCGGCGGAUCCUCUGAAAACGGCAGUGUGUGAAAUAACUCCUCCUCAGCUGUCGAAAAAUCAGAUGUUGGAGGACGUUCUUCCGUAUUGAAGCCAAAAAAGGCUAGAAGACACAUGGGAAAACAGAAAUCGAUAUAAAAAAGAUGUAAGCACAGAGUAAAAAUAAAACAGACGCAUCGAACAACUACCAAAAAACAAUAGUCUACAGCACAAAAGGCACUAAGGAAAAAACUAAACGAAGAAAGGCAAAAUUCCGGACAGGCAGGAAGCACAGUCCGCCUCUUAGUACGGCAUUCCUUAAUAUGUAGAUGCGUCAAUCGCAGGGCAUAGAUCAUGAAGUAGGCAUUUAAUGUACCUGUCGGAGGACGGAAUGUUAGCUUUCCGUUUCUUUAGGUGGAAGCAGGCAUAGGCUAUGCCUCGGAAAGUUUACCUUUACUCAGACUGUAAUUGUCUGCAGACAGACAGCGAGAGAGAGAGAGAGAGAGAGAGAGAUGAGCGGGGUAUAGAUAUGAUAGUGGUGUGUUCACAUUAGGACCUGUGAGAUUAGUGUGCAGGCAGAGCAUUUUGGAAGGCAAGCAGCAAUCCUCAUGAUGGUUUCCCUGCAAUUUUGUACUUUGCAGAAAGCCUACCUUGACGAUCAAUCUACGUCUUCAUUUCCCGCUUCGACAUCUAACGUCUUUUUUUCUGAUUUAUUUUCUACUUAUUUUUUUUUCGCUUGUAUUCUUCUCCCACUUUAUUCUUUUAUAUUGUUCUUCGUUAUCUAAUUCAAAAAAUAUUGUAUUUUCGCUUAGUCUUCGAGUUUUCUGCUUUUUUCCUUUUUGACCUAGUCUAUAUUCAGUCAGAUUUUAGAGCGUACCUACGCAUCCUGUGUAUCAGAAUUGAACGUAACUGUUACCGCAUUGCAUCAGACGAAAUUUUGGGGUUAAGCUUACAGAUGGCCGGGCGAUACCAUAUUAAACGUCUAUACUUAUUGAUUGAUCCCCAUAAUACUGGCUCAGCUUUCUUUAAUCUCUAUGGGAUUUUUGUACGUCGGUGGUCUUCGGUCGUAACUAAUUGGAUGCAUCGUUCUGUCUAAUGCACUAUGAACAGGUCGCUUUUGUUUACGUGAACUCCCAUGAAUGUCUGAUUAAUCAGCAAAUGUCUGACCUGACAAAGGAUGCCAACAUCCUCAACAUUGUCCUAGGCUUCAGGGACACAUACUUAAAAUCCGAUGACGCAGAUCUCGUUGGCAAAUAAAUUGCCGAUCUUCUACAGCCAACAAGCCAACCUCCUCUCCCCUGUGCAGAUUUAGUUCUGUGAUCAUGCAGUCAUAAGUGGUGAAACCCUAGAUUUGGGUUCAUUCAAACAUGGACAUCUAAAAGUGAAAGGAGAAUACCUUCCCCAAGCCAAGUCCUACUUGGUGACCCAGAAAGCGCCAAGUAUACGGGCAAAUUAGUUUUCGGACUGAGAUUCAAACAGCGACGACGACGACGUUGUGUAUUUGAGAUGCGCUCAAUGUGAGUGCGCAACUACUCCAAAGAUGGCACAAUUCCUACAAAAUCACAAACACUCAUCUGUUGUAAUACAAGGGCAUCGUGGCGAUAUGCUUACGGUUAGGUAUAUGUCAAGCUAGUGGCUGUUUUUCAAUUAUGUUGAAAGUACGUGCAGAUAACGCGGAAACAAUAUGCAGGAUUGACAUAGGAAAACAAGGAAGUAACGUCUAAUACUAGGCCUGAAAGUACAUCUGUUUCCUACCGCCUCCGUAAGCUCCGUAAAUGCGUCAAAACUGCGGAGCACAGCCGAUUGAACUGUGCGGAGGUAAAAUGUGAAACUUUAAGCCAAUAUAUUUCUUGUUCCAACAAUCUUAUCUUCGUCUUCCAAAACGCAUACCUUUUCGUAGACUAUAAUGGGUUUGUUUCACGCGCCUGGAAAGGUCUCCCGUUGAUCCUGGUUUGUCAAUUCAUGUUUUAGAAUAAAUUCCUGAUGGGAAGACAACGAAUUUUAGAGUAAGCAGGUCUCGGACAAUUUUUUCAACAGGUGUGGAUGUGUCGAAUGCUACUUAGGCAGUACUUCGUACUGUGGUAAUUUGAGGGACAAUUAGUGAUCUACCUAACCAGAUGUGGCAGAUAUAGUGUGAGAUUUCGACGAUUAUUUAGUGUUCAACAAAUGCCAUCAGUGAUAGAGGGACGCUCACCGAUCGUUCUUACAGAACUCACACUUUCCUAUGUGUCUUACAGGCCCUCUUUCGAGUCCUACCAAAAGCCGCACAGCCGCGCAUGGUAUGUUCAGAUAAUAAUUCCUGGCAAAUUUAUGCCAUAAGUGUCAGUGCUUAUUUCAGAGUAAUGACCGCUGAUGAUCGUAAGCGAGCAUUAAUAUCAAGCUUAUGAGUUCCAAAGAUCCACUAUCGAGAACGGGACAAUUAUAAGUGGUCUACACCAUACCAUUCCAAACCUACAGCUCGAAGUAUGAUGGUGGAGCAGUAAAUUCCUCUGCAUACGACUGCAUGAACACCAAUAUGCAUUCAACCGCGAGGAUAGACUGUCACCAGUAUAUGGGCACAUACAGCAGGAGAAGCACAGUUUCGCCUUCGGGAAAUCAAGCGCCAUCGUCCGAACCAAUAACAAAAUGAUCAGACUGGUGUUCGAAAGUUGGUCCUCGGUUGGCAAAAUCAACAGAACCAGGGAUCUUCAUUCGGCGUACCAGGUGCUACGUAGACGACUCUAGCCCAUCGAAAUAGGGCCGACAGCACAGGCGAACAAGUCGCGACUCCUACAACAGUUGCCACCUUCACAGCAGGAUGAGAGCGUCGGCCGGAGGUGAGGCGUGAGGCGAGGGCCCAAGAACACACGGACGUUGCUGCGACUACGACAGCCGGACAGGGGGCAGAGGUCACACGAGUGUGCCAGUGGUUGGCCACGAAGAGACCAACGAUAAUCAUCAGCCAUAAAGCAGAGCAGCGUUUGUGCGUCCGGCAUGCCUAUAACCCAAGACAGGCUGAGAGACAGAAGGAAUCUAGGCUGGCAGGAACAGACACUCCAUUAUUCUAAUAAUGCAAUAAGGAAUCUUCGGAAACGUCAACAAAAAAUACAGCGCGGCCAUUGAAAUCGUCUCUUUUUCAUCUUCAUCAUCACUUAGUGAAAAUGAAUGGGAUAAUUAAUGCGAAACACUAUUGAUAUGUUUAAUUACGCAUAUAUAUAGGCUUGUAACAAUUAUCUAGGUUUGGAGUACGGUAUAAUAACUUUACCAUAUGAAAUUCAUACUACUUGUAGUACUACUUGUUUGUAGAAUGGUCAUUACGUGGUUAUUCCACAGUAGUUGAUUGUCUUCGACUCAAAUGUUCAUUGAAAUUUCGGUUCUGACCCUAAAAAGUCAUGUCCCGGAGAUUUAACGCCAAUUUCUGCACUGAUUAAUUUCUGAAAUUAUUCACCUGAUUAUUCUCUGGAGUUCAUAUACCGGAAACCGCUAGAGAACGCUGGGGGUUCCACUGAAGAGCCGAACCCCUCGCAGCUGUGUUACGCAGCGGCAGAAUAUCGGCCAAAACCGCAUCUGGGCUUUAAGCAAGUAUAUAUGUCGGGAGUACGUUAUAAUACUUUUAACAUAUAUAUAUAUAUUUCGAAGAAGAAUGAGUCCUUUGGGGAAAUGAACAAACUUUAUUUCGUAAAUUUUCGAGUCUGGUUCCCCAGCUCGUCUUCAGACGUGUAGUAAGUGUGAAGAAACAGUCAAAAUUUAAACACUGCCGAAAAAAUCGAUAUUGCUCUGUCAUGGCUGAGGAUGUGUUAAUGCUCUGGGCUGAUGUCACGCCUUGAUUGGCUAUUGCCUUUUCCAUUUUUCUUUGAGAUUUGUGUACAUCGUAUCAAGGUCGAUGCGUCGAUUGAUGCAUGAAUCAUCAGAGUGAAUGGCCUCUAGGAAUUCUCGGCCUUUCUUAUAUGGGCAGGAACCGACAAUGCGUGUUUUAUCCCAAGCGAAUUUGUGCCCAGUUUCAAGAGUAUGCAUGGCGACUUGGGAUAAGUGGUCCCGCCUCUUCACUGCCAAUUGGUGUUCAUGUAGGCGUGUAGAGGCGGAUUUUCGGGUUUGACCACAAUACACUGCAUUACAAGUGCCAUGUGCGUCGGUUCUUUUCUGUAAAUGCAAUUGCUAUUUGGAAUAAACUACCCAUGAGUGCGAGAACUCUGCAAAAUUAUCCUUUAUUUAAGAGAACUAUUACUCGAUGUUUGCAUUCAGAAAAGCUCCCACAAACUUUGGGUGCUGAAUCUACUGAUCGACUGUACCGUAGCGAUGGCGUUUGUGGUCUCUGAACAUUAUGGACGGUCUCACCAGCUGUUCCUCAACGCCUCUACUUUGACUAUCCCCAACUUCAUGAAAGGAAUUUGAGGUCCGAUGAUCUCCGAUACCGUGCAACCUCCCCCCUUCUUGACGGUCGAUAUUCUCCCACCGCCGGCAGUUUUUUCUCCUGAGCCCUCCAAACCACAAAUACCAACAUCAUCUUUAUUUUUAUCCCUUAAGAUCAGGAGUUUUUUUUGCUGCCGGUCGGAUUUAUGUUUAAUCGCUCCCCUUGACAAUGCCUGUAAACUGGCAUUAAAUAAAAAUGUAUUUAUUUAUUUAUCAAACGCCAUGUCGUCUUGGACGCUCACUACGAAGGCCUACGUCCACGGUUCGACGGCUUGCGCACACCCUAAGACACCAAAUGCUAAUCCAUAUUCGGCCAUAUAGGAUAUCACGGAUUCAGCACCUCCCCCACAGAGUGAAGCCUGUGUGAAACUCUCAACACCUCCCCUUACAUCCGCCACCUAUACAAACACGUUUCUCACCCCCACACAUAAACGUCUGUCUUGUCGAUAUAACAUCGAUGUCUCCCUAGCUUCCCAGUGCGAUAAUCUACCUAAACGACUUGAAAAUUCACGAUAUAUUUAUAUGGGCAGAAUGAUAUAACGACAAAGACAAGGGAGACUGGAAUGGCCAUUUCUGGCUUAUUAGCAGUCGUCAGCCAGCCAUACCCAGCCAGCCAUACCCAACAACAUAUAUAUAUUUAUAUUACGAUAGUGGGCUGUCACCAAUUAGGUUACGGAACAUGCUCGUUCCGUUGUGCCUUGAAGCUCAUACUACAACCCUCGCAGGCAGUCGCACAGCGACUAGUAGUAAACAUAGAUGAUAUGGUACCGACAAAGAUAUAGGAGACCGGAAUGGCCAUUUCUGGCUUAUUAGCCGUCAUCAGCCAGUCAUACCCAACCCCAAGUGUGGAUCACUUGAGAUUCGAACCCGGGAUCUUUGGUCAUGGAGUUGAACGCUCUACCAUUGAGCCACGGGCCCGUUGUCAUGUCGUUUGUUAUCGGGAAUAUUAAUUUUGACAGUGGGCUCUCGCCGAUCUGGUUACGGAACAUGCUCGUUCCGUUGUGCCUUGGGGCUCAUACGAGAACCCUCGCAGGCAGUCGCCCAGCGACUAGUAGUACACAUAGAAGAUAUGGUACCGACAAAGACAAGGGAGACCGGAAUGGCCAUUUCUGGCUUAUUAGCCGUCAUCAGCCAGUCAUACCCAACCCCAAGUGUUAUCGGCCGGACCCGCAUCAUAGCGUGCCAACAAACCGCCCUGGUCCAAAACACACAUAAAUAACCAAGAUUUUUCAUAAGUAACAACACGCCAAAAGGGGUCAGAAGGACGAGAAUGAUGACUGGGCAAUCAUGCCCACCACCUGUAUACCCAGCAUGCGCAUCUGCCUCCUUCUUAAUGUAGUCUCCCUGGCACCUGCAGUCUGUGGGAUCCAAACCGUCCACCUCCCCAUUUGCUGAGUUAAAUGCUGGUCUGUGUAGGGUGGUGCGGUUCUACGCCACUACGAUUUUAACUAACGCGCAAGUCACCGACCCUAUUUCCCCUGGUGUAGGAGCACAAGGAUGACAGCGUCGACAACGCUGGUUCAACUUUCAUGUGUCUCGGGGAAGAUUAGUUACACGCUUUAUUCCCACGCCGAAUACACGACGAAGUCAGGGUCUUAAGGACGUUGGAGCUGGGGGAAUGGUCGAGGUUGGGCGUGAUUGUUCUCAGGACACUGGGCAGCGUGCAAUCACAAACUGGGUUCGGCCAGGCGACAGACUGUCUUCUGGUAAUUCAAAGUUGGAUUUGCUGACCGAAUCCUAAUCAUUCGGCUGCUGCUAGCAUCCGUUUGGGUAGGACUUUAGAAUACUUUGUGACUUGGCAAGGGCAUGAUAUGUAACACUCUCAGCCACAUAGCUUCAUAGUGCAUGAUUAAAUCGCAGGGUGUCUGCAAUACGACGAUGAUGCAACUAACUCCAGCACACCUGGUUAGAUUGGGUGUGGUUUAAAGCAAUUACCAUGAUGAAACUGACGUGUGCUUACGUGGAACCAGUCAAACUCGUUACGACGAAAUCACAUCUCCCCAGCAGGUACGAUGCGUGACGCAAAUGAGCGUUGACAGCAAUGACAGGAAGGUGCUGUUUCCGCUGAGUGCCUGGGGCAGUUGCUACCAGCGAUGACGACAGUGAUCUUUGCGGCGACUUCGUGUGCUCGAGGUUGAUACUGAGGGGAAUCCACUUUUCAGUAAUGUGUAUAUAGCCGAAGAAAGUUGCUCUUAGAUGUUCACCGGAGGCCCUCCGUGUCCCAAAUGUGCGUUAACAGUCACUCUACUUGAUUGUUUGAAAUUGAAGGUCCUAGGUGACCUUUUGCCGGAAGGCGCGUAAUCGGACAAUGGGGUUCCGUUUUGAUAUGUAAUUGGUUGCGAAGGAGGUCCGGUAAGAUCGCAGUUGGUAGGCAGGCACUGUACGUUGAUACCGUUGACGUGCUUACUUGUUAUCAGUGGGUGUGUUUACCUUGCCGAGGGAACUUGCUAUCCGUAGGUGUGCUUCUACUGCGUGAGGUAUGUCGGCCGUUUUGGUCAGGUUUUUGGGUUUAGUGAGGGUUAUGGUUAGGCGUAUGUUAUGCUUUAGGGUUAGGAACUGCGUUAUAGGGUCCGGCUUCUGUGUUAUGUUAAGGGUUUAGGUUUAAGAUUAUGCUUUGUAUUUUGGGUUGGGUUUCGGCUUCGGGGUUAGGGUUACCGGUUAACGAUGAGUGGUUAACGGUUAAGAUUAGGGUAAGGGUUAAGGUUAAGUUUAGGUUUAGGGUUAAGGUCAGGACUAUGGUUAGUGCAAGGGUUAGGGUUAAGAUUAGGGUUAAGGUAAGUGUUAUCCUAUCGCCAGUUACCUCUUUCAUCUACCGCAGGCUGUGCUAGUUUCCGCGCGAUUUUUUUUAAGUUUCUGCCAUUACUUUACCUUCCAAGAAGUUCCAAAGAUUUUUUGUUUAAUUUUUUUCCCCGAAACUCUAGAAUUCCUCAAGCAACAAUUUAUGUUACCCCACCUGCAUACCCAGUCUUAUUCGUUUGUGUUAAUUGAUCUAUUCCUAUGAGGUUGUCUUUACAGUACGCUAGCACCUUUUUAAAGGAGCUUAAACCCUGCGACAUUUCUGCAUCGAUUUUUCCGCCUCCUGAUCAUGACUCUAGUGGUUGCACUUUGCGGCCAAUUUGUCGUUUCUGCGAUUGUCCUGCGUUGGCGUUCUCACGCUCCCAAACGCAACAAACUCACCGUGCCAGCAGCAGUUACACUCUGACAGCUUGCCCUGUUUCUCGUCCUUCCUCGCUGGCCUUCCCACGCUCGUAUCAGCAAAGGCCAAUUUUUCGAAAGCAACAUCGCUGUGGAUGGCAAGUUGCGCUUAAACGCCAGCCUAAAAACAAGUUGCAAAUCGCGGGUUUUCCUUCGACUAACUGUCGAUCGAUAUUUAACAAAGCCCAUGAUUUGGAAUUACUUCUGUCAACCAUAGAACAUGGCAAAACGGGAGUAAUUUGCCUUUAGGAGACGUGGUUGAAUAGCGAUAUUGACUCGGAACUUAUCACUCCUUCGACAUUUUGUUGUUUUCGAAAUUAUAGAGCAUCUCCAAUAGGCAGUAGAGGUGGAGGAGUGGCCAUUUUUUCAAUCAAGACUAGUGUUUUAAUUGUAAGCCCCUGUUUUCAUAUUCUGGUGAUUUAAUUGAUGUAAUUGCUGUUAUCUGUAAGCCCCAUUUGUUAAAAACCUUUAAGGGUAUUAUAGUUGUCAGUAUUUACAUCCCCUCUUCCACAAACGAAGGCUCUCUGGGCCGCUUUUUUGACUUCCUCACACAAAAACUUGCUUCAUUAUCCUCAGACCAUCUUAUUCUUUUGUGCGGUGAUUUUAACCGUGUGAGUUUUCGGCCCAUUACUCUUAUGGGUUUUGAUGACGUUGUUUCAUUCAAUACACGGGCUGAUGCCCCUAUUGAUCACAUCUUGACCAAUUACCCAAAGCUUUUUUGUAUUAAAAAUAGAGCUCUACUCUCCGAGUCUGAUCACUCAGGGCUACUAGGACUUCCAAAAGUCUAUUCCACCUCAAAGCGUCAACUGCUUACAAAACCCGAGAAAAAAAUUACUGUUCGCGACACAUCCGUAGAUAAGAUUCACUUACUGCAGAGUUCAAUUACUAGAACCAUUCCAACAUUUCUAGCACUACCAAAUGCCGCAUUAUGCUCUAAUUAUCUUACGCUAUUUUUUAAUCACAUUUUUGAUAUUUGUUGUCCCCAUGAAAGUGUUACGGUCAGGCCUGACAGAAUCUCCUCACCAUACCUCAAACACUUAAGACGUCGCAAAGAAGCCUUCCACAAACUAGGUCAGCGGGACAAGGUGAAGAAUAUCAAUGUUUUAAUAAAGAACAAAAUUGCCAGACUUAACGGUUUAUUCGUUAGUCAACUUUUUUCUACUUCAUCCACCCCCUCCUCUCCUUUUCCUUCUGCUGAACUGUGGAGGAAUCUUAAGCGUCUCACUGGUCAACGUAAUAUACUUGAACCCAUUGACGUAGAUUUAAACUCUUUAAAUCAGAAUUUUAUCUGUUCUUCUAACGACUCCCCUUCUCGCCCAAACGAAAUUUACAUAUAACCAUGUGACUUUACUCCUGUGACUGUGACAACAGUGGAACAACAUCUCAAAAAGAUUCGCGGGUCGACGGCGGCUGGGCCGGACGGUGUCUCUCCUUUUCUCAUUAAGUCUUGCUGUUCGCAGAUAGCUCCCGUCUUGCCCCACCUUAUAAAUCUAUCCUUCAUAGAGUCCAAGAUUCCUGAAGCCUGGCGUACAGUAAGAAUUACUUCAAUCCCUAAAAAAUCUUUAACUUUUGCUCCUAAGUCUUUACGUCCUAUUACCUGCUCUUCUGCACUCCUGAAACUUACUGAACGAGUUGCAUUAGAUUCCCUUCAGUACUCCUCCGUCAAUUUUUCUGAUCCUCUACAAUUUGCAUACAAGGCAAAGAGUAGCACCUUGGAUGCUGUUGAUUUAGUUGUUCAUUCAGCUUUGAGAGACUUAAACCAAGGGAUGACGUGCAUAUGCAUGUGCUUUUCUCGACUACUCAUCCGCCUUCAACACUAUUCCGCGCCAACUCCUCCUGACCAAAGCAGCUGCGUGUGACACUCCGAGCUGGGUUGUCUCUUGGCUUAGAGAUUAUUUUUCCUCCCGCACUCGGUUUUUCCAGUCGGGAAAGAGAAAAUCUUCUAUUCUUCCAAAUAAUUGUGGAGUUCUACAAGGUUCCAUCUUAUCCCCUCGUCUUUUCUCCCUAAAUACUGAUGAUUUGAGAUCGCCAAACGACUGCCUGUAUGUUAAGUAUGCCGAUGACAUGGUCGUAGGCCACCCACUCAAAAAACCUGACUCAUUUGCAGUCUUUAAAGGAUAUCUAAGAUCACGUCUCCGCAUGGUCUACAAAUAAUGGACUCCUACUCAACAAUCAGAAAUCAGUACAAUGUGUGUUUCGAUUGCGACCCUCUCCCAUUCCUAAACCUUCGGAUAUUCUUCCCAAUUAGGUUUCUUCUUUCCGGUACCUAGGUGUUACAUUAUCCUCAAAUCUCUCUUUCUAUCUUCAUAUGGAAACCAUUUUAACAAAAAUUCAAAAACUCAUUUAUUACAUUCGUCGUCUACGUUCAUAUCACACACCCCAGUCCUUAAUCUGGCGAUUCAUAGAUGGCUGUAUUCUUCCACUCAUUUUAUAUUGUUCUUCAGUUAUUUUUCCAGCUUUACUUAAAAGAGAUCUAAUUAUUUUUAAACGUGUCAUUCGAAUGCUCGCAUCUGCUGCUGGUGUUUCCGAUCAUAUUUUAGUUGAUAUCACCGUGCAGCGACACUUCAACUCGGUGGAGCAAUUCGCGGACCGAAUUCUGAAUGACACCAUCUAUUCCCUUCAUCAUGAGUUAAUGGCUGCGAAAUCCUUACUCCCCAUGCGUCGAUGCUUCCGCCACAUCCCUUACCGCACUUCGGCCUAUCGGAAUUCCAUACUGCCAUUUCUAGCCCGGUACCUCACCCGCAAAGAUGUUGAAAAACAAAAACUAAAACUCGAUCUUGCACCUUAAAGUCCUUUUUUCUUCAUAUAUAAUCAUGUCCACCUGUCCAAUACCUGUUAAUCUCUAUGGUAAUCACUGUGUACAGGAGAACCGUUUUUGCUGAAGGAUUUGAAAGUUAUUUUCAAAAUAAAGCAUUCCUCUCUCUCUCCCCCACCCAUAUAAUCCCCUUUCCCACCAUUCCGGUAAGACAGGGACCCGGCCGUCUGCCUCUCCAUUCCUGGAUACCAAAUGCAAUCUAACCGGAGGCCCUUUUCAUUUUGUGUGCACAUCACAGGGUUUGGUCAUCAGAGCGUUUAGCGUACAGAAAUUGAAUAGAAACGAAAAUGUUUUUGGGAGGUUGGUCGGUUUCUGCGGAGAUGGCUGAUUACAUGCUUCUUAUCAACUCUCAUGCAACAUUUCGAUAGUUGGACUAUUGUCUUACUUAGUCUGCUGAUGAUCUAGAUGCGCAUGCUGUUUAUCAUAAGAGCAGGUCGUUUUGCCUGCAAAUGGGCCCUACAUGCUCUUACAGUGACGCGAAAAGGCGUUUUAUGUCUGCCCUCCCUCACUUACCCACUUGUCUCAAUGUCGUCGUCAUGCGAAUGACGUGGAAACGAAUGGUGUUAAUAACCUACCUGAGAUACAGUAGGUCAGACAACUCAUGAAAUGUCAGCCAAAAUUCCGAAACGCGUUUUAGUUUUGAAAAGACUAAAUAAGUAACUCUGCAAAACUAAUCACCACGUAGGAGAAUUCUACAAUACGUUAAUGACCUCAGGAUGCUGGCUUUCAAAGGAACUUUUUGCCGGCUGCAUGCAAAAAAUCUACCGUGAAAAAAUGAUUUAUUUAAUAGUAGAUAAUUUUCUUAUUGAUUUUCGAUGCGGUUGGAAAUUCAAUUGGGCAGAAUGGUAGUUGGUAGCCCUGCCCACUGAUUUUACAAUUGUACCUACUGGCCCCGUCUUCAUGAACAGCCCGGUUGUAUUUGGUUGCAGGGGUUUGGCUGAAAACCGUGACGCCUUGUAAACACCGCCAUGGCCAAUUAGCGAUUCUUUCCUGCACUUCCAGUUUAAGGCACUACGGCACCCCCCCCCUCCCCCCGGGCGCUUCGACAUUGCUGGGUUUGAACUGGGCGCACUUCACCUACGACAUCGCGCACUUACUACCUCUUGGGUUCAGACUACAACAGCAAGGCGUCUCAUACGUCAGUCAGAUCCGAAGUGUUUACCUUCCUCGCAUUUUUCACCUUGUUUAACUUAGGUUUUCACUUUAUCAGGAUCGUCAAUUCCAGGCAUUCCCUACAAGCGCCAUUUACGCAUCCACUCAUUUGCCCUACCCGUAUAGCCCCUAUUACCACCGGUCCCGGAAGUCAGGUAGCUGGGAGUUUUCGGUACCGGGAGGGCUACCAACUACCAUCUAACUAAUCAAUUGUAUUUCUUGGAAAACAUGCAUAACCCUCCCCUCUUUUGUUUAUUGAGUGGAAAAUUACGUCUUCUUUCAAGUUAGUACUCGAAUUAAGGGUGUAAUUCGGUUUUUAAAAACUGUUCCAUUUCCCGAAUGCUUUUGACCCCCAACUGCCGUUAUGCUUGCAUCCAGGAUUACCAAUCUACUAGCCGAACAAUUUUCGCUUACGGGAAUCCAUACAUUAUUCUACGGUAUUAACAGGAGGCCAUACGGAGAGCACUAACGUUAGCAGUGAAUGUAAGCCAUAUUGCUAACUUUACAAAUCACAUUGGUAGAUGCAGAAACACGAAGUUUUAUAGAAGGUAAUUAAUUGUAUUAAAAAAUCUUACAAGCCAAAUUAUACCCUUCCUUCGAAUAUAAAAUCGGAAGAAGUCGUCCUUGUCUACUAAAUGGGCAAAAGAAUAAAUAUUUUAUACAUGUUAUCUAUGAAAUAUAAAUGAAUAUCUAAGGACAUCGUAAGUCAAGGAGAAUGAUGCGUGCUACGCAAGUAGUCAUUUCUUACGGAGUAUGGGUUUGCAUGGAACUGAAAAGGAGUUCUUUUGAAAGCCAGAAUCCUGAGGUAUCUGAAUUGUUGUAGAACCACGCUGAAUGAUGAUUGGUCUUACAAGCCUAUCUAGUUAAUCUUUUCAAGACGAAAAAGCAUUUCGGAAUUUCGGUUGAAAUUUCGUGAGUUAUCCCACCUACUGUAUAUAUAAACCCCGUAAACUUCUCAUAAUUUUAAGUUAUAUUUAACUGUAUGGGCAUGAUGAUGAAUUGCUGGAAACCUGCGUCUGCUAUCGUGCUUUUUCAAAACGUUAUUUGCCAAGUAAUGAGGGGCAUUGUACUCUUCAGUCUGAAAGAGAAACACCAGUGUUUGAAGACUUGGAAGUGCGCUAACGUAUUCAGACCGCGACCAGUUCAGCCUAGAUCACUCUCCUGACCAACAUGGUCUGAAUUGCUGGGCAAAUGGUCUUCAAGUGACCUUCUGGGAUGUCGCGCAUAGUUCCCGCGGGCAGACUUGUGCUAGCACUCAAGCACAAUUCUGGAGGAAAUCACAGGCAUCAGUUAGGCUUUAAGAAUUUCUUGCCUGUUCAACAGUAAAUGUCACUUCCGACCACUGAACUCAACGUGACAGCUCCAUAGAAAAACUGCAAUAUGGUGAAUAUGCAAUUAACUGCAGCACAUGCGGUUAGAUUGGGUGUGGUUGAAAGGAAUUCACAUGAAGAACCCCCCUACCUUCCACACUUUGCACGUCAGUGGAUGAAUUACACGCACGCCACGAGUUUGACGGUCUUCCACCCCCCCCCCUUCCUUAGAGGGCCCUCGAGCCUCAUCUAUGCGGCUUCUGGUGUAAAACUUCAAAGAAUGGUCAGGCAAAUUUCAACAAGUAUACGCUGCCAUUCUCAAGUAACGUAUUCUUUCUGGAUGGACCCAAUAGCUGUUGUUUUGCAGACAGGUGCCUGUCUGCGCCUGAUUAAUCAAAUUUAAUUUAAUGGAUUUCCACUGACAGCAAUGACCUUCAAAUCUGAAAGACUUACAUCUAUAAAUCGCUGCGCAGCAUUCUGGCUCUCAGAUCUCACGAAGCCAACAGAAUGAAACACGCGAUUUUGGUUCUUCUGCUUUUCUGUAAGUUGGUGAUUAUUUGCUCAUAUGCGCCGGUAUAAGUUGGCUUUUUUUAGGUUUAAAUAGUAAGCGCCUACGUAUGACUGCAACCGGCUUCUCACACUGUUCUAAACAAAUUUUUCGUAUUUACUAUCUGCCUUAAAAUUAUGAUGCUGAAUUAUCUUAUGUUCGGAAAUAGCCAGCAAGCAUUCUGUAUAGUUUGUUAGACUCUCUUCGUGCUAGUACUUUUACAUCUCUUGGGUGGCGAGGGAUUAUAAAUAUCCUCAAUGUAAAGAGUCAUUAAUAGAUUGGAAUCAGAUUCUGAUUAAGGGUAACUAACUUAACAUACUUAUAUUUGUUUAUGUGAGAUCACAAUUGGAUGGUAGGUCAGUCCUUCGAAUUGAUCAAAAUUGCUCGAUGCUCCAUGCUUGUACCAAAGAGAAUACUCACGCAGAACACAAGGGGUGAUUAAAAGGUUUUUAGAAAGAUAGGCAUAAUUUAUCCGGUUGCACUUGCUAUCGACCGAUUGUACCACACCAGGAUCACCGAUUCCUUUCUAACUUUACAGACGCACAAAGUUUAAUACUAUUAAAGGUUUUUAGCUUUAGCUGACUCGGAGGCUGAUAUUUACCCAUCCUUGUGUAGCAUCCGUGACUUGAAAAAGUGCAGCUAACAUCAGGUUAUGGGAAACCGUUUUUACUCAUAAUUUUAGCGUAUGUCUCGUGGCAGUAUGUUUAUCGUACGAAAAUUGAACGCAGUAUUAUUUACUCAGUUUUCGCCAUUGUAUAUGCUUGGCGGCAAAACAGCAGCAUCAGAACACUGCGACACAAUUAAAAAGUGAUAAGCAACUUAACCACAAUACUUAGCACAUUACAGUCUCUACAGUAGGUGUGCUAACUCAUGAAAUGUCAACCAACAUUUAGAAAUGCGUUCUCGUUUCGAAAAGAUAAAUAAAGUAGUGUUGUAAAACUAAUCAUGAUGCAGCAUAAGCCUAUAAUGAUCCAGUUACCGCAGGGUAUCGGCUUUUGAAAGAUUUUAGUUUCGGCUGUAUGCUAGACCUAUACUCAGCCGAAUAUAAGUUCUUUCGAAAGGCGACACCCUCUCGGUAACUGUGUCAUUAUAGAUUUAUGCUGCAUCAUGAUUAGUUUUACAACACUACUUAAUUUAUAUUUUCGAAACGAGAACGCAUUUCGAAAUGUUGGCGGACAUUUCAUGAGUUAGCACAUCUACUGUAAAAUAGACAUACCUCCGGAAACAGCGACAACAGGGUGGGUACUUAUGAUACGGGCAAGACACUUGAGCAAAACAGAAGGCUUUCAGUGAUUUAAAGCGUCUUCAAAAACCUGUAAGAAUGGCAGAUGCUGGCAUAUGUCUGUGCCGUUUUGUAGAUCAGACAUAGUUCGGUAUCAAGAAAGUAUCUCUAAAAUCCGCUUACAUGCUUGAUGCCUUUGAGCUCUACGAUUUUUUAAGCUCACAAGUGAUCCUAAGGCCUAUACUGCAGUCCUGAUAAUAAGGAGCUGCUUGAAGCCAAGAUGGUACGGUAUGCCACCUAAGGGAUGAAAGGUGUCGAAAUUUACGAGUGAUUGCUAAUUAGUUGCAGCCAGCACCAAUGCAUGGAUUCAAUAUCGACAGUAAUAAAGGGCAUUUUUAAUACAACAAAAAAUACAAUUGAAAUAUUAUAGGCAAUACUGCAAUGUGUAGUAAUACGAAUUUUCUUCGCAAAGCGGAAACUUCCGAGAACGUCAUAAAUGGUUGUAGUUUAGUAAAUUUAAUUUUGAAAGGAACCGUUAAAAGACGGGCAGCACAAAAAGAAUAAUGUUUGAACAUGGUCUUUCAGUGCACUUCACAUUAAAAUAUCCUUUACGAAUUAGUGUAUUAUCAGGUACGACAGUUUCCCAACGGCCUCGCUUCGGAGUAUAAAUUCCAAAACGAUCUCCUGCGAAUUCACUGUAUUUUCCACGCUUUUGAAUUGAUUAAGGUACAGCUCAAUAAGGCAGACAGGACUCUGCUUGAUUUCGCCGACAAGGACGCCAUAGGAUUAACAGUUUUAUAAGGUCACAUAUUGCCAGGUCGGUCGCUGACUAAUAGAUUAAAGUAGGUUUGACAGAUUUAAUAGCAAACAAAUCUUUAGGUGUAUAUAAAGAGACAAUCUGUUCUGUAAAACUAGCUUCCUAUUUUCGUUUUUCUGGAUUACGUCGAAUUUCAAUUUUGCGUUGGUACAUCGUUAAAUACUUCAUCCUUUACAGUGUUUUUAAUCGAUCGUCCGUAAAGACAGAUUCUGUCGUCGAUGAAACUUCCAGAGAGACAAAGUUAAAAUUGACGCAACUGGGUUUAAAUUGAAGGAAUGACAACUCGCUUUUUUUCCUCCUCCUUUUAGACCUCAUAGAAGCGCGAUCAACUCACCGUUGGUGUAACUUUGUCCGUGGUAUUUUCAACGGGACAAAUAAGACAAUAUCUUGACCUGUAGUUAUGUUCGCGACAGGCUGAAAACUACAUAUUUAGACAUACAACAGGUUUACGUUGACACCUAAUUGAGAUGAGUAAAGAGGUUUUAUUUAACCUAUUGUACUUACUUAGUUCACUUUUAUUUAGAAAGUCGCCAGCGAAUCUCAGGCGUAUUUGCCUUAAUUUUUGAGACAUAACAUUGGCUCUUGACGAAGCAGGUAGUGCAAGUGCAGAAAGCAUGUUUGAAGUUUUAGCACAUUAACCCCUAGCAUGCAUUUAAGUCCGUCAAUAUUGUUUCCAUCACAGCCAGUUCGUGACUAUAAUAUUUAAUGCCUCACUGCUGAUACGAUUUGGUUUCUGCUCACAUUCACUAAGUGCGGGUCUUAUGGUAAAUGAGUAAUACUGUCAAAUGAAGUCAAACCUCCCGGUUAAAAUAAGUGGUUCUACAUAGGAUGAUUAGUGGGCAAACAAGCUUCGAUUUUUAAGGCUCAUAAUAUUACAUUAUGCUCUAUUAACUGCCGGUUGCGAAUAAUCACCCACGGUAAGUACCUGCUCAUCAUCUACCGCUGCUUUUUCAUGAACAAACCUAAACACAUGUUUGACAUAUUUUCGUACGAAAAGUCGAAAUCUAUUGUCAGUCAGAGUGUGCCUGUCGUAUGAACAAUUGACCAUGGACCUUAACACACUGCCUUUCGUCAGUCCUCUCGCUUGAGUAAGACUAAUUCACACAUGUAAGUGCUCCAUUAAACCUCACCUCACUGGAGGUCAUAAGAUUAAGACCCGUCAUUAAAUUAAAAACACAUAAGUAAGUGUCCCGAUAAAAAAAAACAUGCCUGCACAUUUUUAAUUUUCCACGCUGGAUACUACACUAACCGGUAUAUAAAGUAAUCUGAUGCCUUCAAAAUGCAGUGUUCGCUCACAGAAACUGGAUGCAUAAAAGCAAAAUGGUUUAUCUUAUCACGCACAGACGACCGUUUAACCGCUCCACUGUAAUUGCAAAUGUUAAAAUCAGGAGACGUAGAAAAUGGUUGAAUAAACAGAUGACUUAGAAAUACAGCUCAAAGUAAGCAAGCCACAUCUGUGCAACCUGCAAACUCCAAACCUCAAAGCAAUGAUGGCGCAACCAAAUUGUGUUGGCAUGAAAGUCGACACGCAAUAGCGAAUUUAGAAAAAAAAAAUAGUGGUCCAAUUUGUGUUUAAAAUCGGAAAAGUUCAGAAAGGGGAACGUAAAAAUAGAGUAAUGUGGUUUGCAAUAGCAGAACAAACGGCAAAUGAAAAGUACCUAUCGGAGCAUACUAGGACACAUGGACAAAAUGUCAAUUAAGUACAAAAAUAAGUUAGUCAGGCCGAAAAGAUGGGUUCCAUGCAGAUAUUUUUAGUUAAUGCCAGGAUUGACACAAACGACUUCAGUAAAUCUAUUUACUUCAGAAUAUUACGAAAUGAACUUUUUAAAGACCACAAAGACGGAAAAACGCAUAACAGAAAAGGGGAAGAAUGAGUCAAACAGAAUGAAAACAGAAAGAAUAAAAGUAAAUGAGCAUAAAAUUUUGCAGGGACUAAUGCGCAUGGAUGCACACAUUGCAAUAAAAAACAAAUACAAUAUUUGAAGCAGUAAAAUAGGAAAAAAGUGCAAAGCUAACGAGCAGUUAGCAUAUUAAAACCGGGAAGCAGAGAAAUAUAACAAAUAUUUCCAUUUCUAUGUUACAGCUACUUUGCCGCCGCAUACCGAAACACCUCCACCAGGAACAGAACCAAUGAAAAGUAAGCAAAGACAACGAAGAUAAUUAUUGAAAAUAGGAGGUAAAAGGAAACAACGGCAAAAACAUGACAUAACAAGGAAUGGAAAAAAUGGCAUAGGCUAGGGAAAAACUGAAGGAAGAAAGUAGACGGAGGACAAAUGAGCAAGAAGAAGAAACGAUGCAAAUUGCUGAAUCUCUGUGAGAAAAUAAGAUAAAAUGCAUAAAAGUAUUUAAGACUGUAGACCGAGGAAAGGGCAAAAGGCAGAGGCAAUGCAAAUUGCAGAAUAUUUAAGAGAUGUCAGCAAAUGAGAGAACACAUCCAUAUGGGCUUAGUGAUCUGGCGAUAUAAGUCACAUCCAAUAUAAUAUAUAUAUUAUAUUAAUAUAUCAUUAGUAUUAUUAUUAUUAUUAUGAGAAUGGAGGUGUGGACGGCAAUGACAUUAGGGUCUGUGAGAUUUGUGUGUAGCACGGCACGUUGGGAGGCAGACAGCAAUCCCCAUGAUCGUCUCCCUGCAUUCUGUUUGCAGAAAGCGUAACCGAGGUUAAAGGCGAAUCUGCGUGGACCCCAAAGCAAUCUUCGCCUAGUAAGCGUAUUUUCCUACGCCAUUCCUCUCUCGCUAUUCGCUAUGAUCUGCAAACAGGCAGGACUUCGUAGUUGUUUUCAAAUGCCCCUUUUGGAUUUGUUUCUACGCACUCAUUUUAAGCCUCUUAUUACCCUAGCCCGUUGCUAUUUAUUGCGCUACAUGAAUUCAUUCGACGUUCGCAAUUUUAUUUCCUGUGUUAUCUCAUGCUGACCUCUACGAUGGCGUCCUUACCAUUUGACACACUUGCUGCACUACUUGUCUUACUUCCUCUCCUCGUCUUUUGCAUUCCCCGUAGGCCAUUCUGGCGAAAUCCUUUCGACCAUCACGACAACUCCACCUCCAGGAAAAUUUCCUGGUGAGCACAUUCUCGUCAUUGCGUCAUGUCUAACUAUACUCAAUCCACUCCACCAAUCAAAAAUAACUGAGCCCAUCUACUGCAUACCGUGCGCCCAGUACACUUGUGUAUAUAUUGGCCAUACAGGCCGACUCGCAUUAGCGAGCAGAAGUUAUCCCUCCUCAGUCGCGACUCCCCCCCCUUGUCUCUCGUGUUUGCUCACGCCCUUUAGUAUGACCAACGUUUCAAUUGGAGCGGUGCUGAAGUGAUGGCAAUGGGUAACACCAGUUAGGCUCGAGAAUUCCUCGAAGCAUGACAUUCUGGCACAACCAGCAGCAACCGGCACGUCCAUCUAGACUCUCAAUACGAGGGACUACGUAUACGAUCAUUGACUUGUUCCCACACCCUAACAACCGUUAAUCAACAUCUGACCACGCAAAAUUACAGUAGAUGUGCUAACUCAUGAAAUAUCAAAUGGAAUUCAGGAAUGCGGUUUAAUUAAGUAGGGUUGUAAAACCAAUCAAUAUGCAACAUAAUUCUAUGAUAAUUAAAUCACCUAAGGUUGCCUGCCUUCGAAAGAACUCCUUUUCUGUUGCAUGAAAAUUCUAUACUGUGUAAGAAAGGACGGCUUGGAUAGCAUGCAUUUUCUCAUCGAUUUUAGAAGCCCUUAAACAUUCUAUUAUAGUUCAUAGAACACAUGCAUAAAAAUAUUCAUACUUUUGCUCAUUCAGUUAAAUAUUACGUCUUCUUCCAAUCUCAUUUUUGGAGAAUAGCUAUAAUUUGGUUUUCAACACGUUUCCAAUUCGCGGAUAAUUUUGAACCCGAUCUGCAGUUAUAUUUACUUCCAGGGUUGCCAAACUACAAGCCGUAUAUCUUCCGUGUGCGGAAAACCAUGCAUAUCUCUACGGUAUUAAGAGGAGACCAUAUGGAGUUCAUAUAAUUUAGCAGUAGAUUUGAGCCAAAUUGUUAACUGUACAAGCCACACUGGUAAAUGCAAAGGCAUGAAGUUUUAUGAAAAGGCAUAUCACGGCCGAAUUGGACCCGCCCUUCGAAUAUACCAUUGGAAGAAGACGUGAUUUCUACCGAAUGAGCAAAAUAAUGAAGACGUUUUAUGUAUGUCUUCCAAGACUUACAAUUGAAUUUUUAAGGGCAUCGAAAAUCGAUGAGAAAAUGCAUGCUAAACAAGAAGUCAUUUUCUACUGAGUAUACUUUUUGCAUGCAUCCCGGAAGGAGUUCGUUCGAAAGCCGGCAUCCUGAGGUACUUGGACAAUUAUUGAAUUAUGCUGCAUAAUGAUUAUUUCAAGGCCAGUUCUCCGAGAUGCCGGAAACACUUGAAUCAUGUAAGCAACGGCCCUGUCAUUACGGCGGCAUCGCUUGGUAUGCAGAUGCGCCAAACGUAGCGCAGAGAACAUGACGCAGACAGUUAAUAUACUUGCCGGAGUACGGAAUGUUAGCUUUCUACUUUUUCAGCUGGAAGAAUGCCCCGGGUAUUUUGCCUUUCCUUAGGCGUCGUUUUUCUAUAGAGUGACACGCACGCGUGUGGAUAUAGUUAUUUUUUGCUCUAUAUGUGAACUUUUCUGUCAAUCAGUUUGUGUCCUGUGAUUGCAAUUUUUGCGUGCAAUUCAUUCUUUCUUUCAGCUUAUUGUUUUUCAGUUACUAUUUUUAGCAUUAACCCUUCCUUUUUCUUUAUUUUUACUACUUUUUAGUUUACUUCACUAUGUAUUUGAUUCUAUAUUCUCGCUAUUCCAGUACUUUAAUUAUCCUCUUUAACCCUCUACAUGCAAAUUUACCCGUCAUUUAAACUUGUUGCUGAAUACGGCGAAUAUGCGUCUUGGAAUUUUGUAGCUGUAGCCUGAUAACGCCCAAUCUUAGAGGACAACGAUACAGCGAAUCAUCAAUCAUCCCAUUAGCGGGUGAUAUGUGCAAAUAUUUGAUUUGGUAUAACAGUACUAUUCUGUCGAUUUAAGCGGUAUUCUUCAAGGAAAUAUACACGAAGUCUUUGUCUUAAUAUCCCUGCGACGUCCGCCAUUAUCACUUCCUCUGAAAACUCGUUUCGGGCACUGGCGAUUCGCUGUGAAAACGCGAACAUCCAUGUGGGAUCUGGUUCCCUGAUGUUUAAGAAAGUUCCAGCUCAGGUUUACUUUUGUAGUCAAGGUGGAGAAAUCAAUGAAGCGAAUGGCACAGUCUCGAUUCCUUACGAUCCGUUAGGUCUGCUUGAGAUCUCCUCGGAUCUGCCUGUACUCAAGAGAAAAUAGCUUAUGCUCAUCAAGUCUACAGCGGGAAGAUAAAGUCCUGAGGCCUUUCACAAUUUUGGUCGCUCUCCUCUGAACUCGUUCCGGCAACUAAUAGUCAUUUUCAGCCAGAGUCGCCAUGCUUGGAUUCCAUAUUCCAAUUUUUGAAUGAACAAAUGCUCCAUACACUUUUCCAAAUAACUCUUUGAGCAUUAAAGUCAUUUUAAUAGCGAAGAGGACAGCAUUUGCCCUGUCAGCCCGCCUUCUUUUGCGGUUCUUUGUGGCCCUGUUGCUUUUUGCCUUCCCCGCGUUAGCUUUUUCCUUUGUAGUUUUUCCGGCUUUUUUGUCGUGUUUUUUAUGCCUUUUCUCCUCCUUUCCUAUUUUUCAGACGAGCGUGCUUAUUGGGUACGUAUCCUUGUUGACCUUACUUAGUUCUUGCCUUUUGUUGUUUUUCCCCGAAUUUUAUUCUGACUAUCAUGUUUUAGUUGGAGGAAGUGUGGUAUGAUCUCAAGAGGAUCUCCUCGGUAUGUUACUGCGCUUCCUUAACGAUAUUCUUUUCCUCAUCAGCGCUUACUUAAACGACCAUCCUGAUGCCGACUUCGAAAGCCAACGUCCUGAGUUAACUAAAAUACUAUAGAAUUAUUCUGCACAAUGAUCGGUUUAACAACGAAAACGCAUUUAGGAAUUUUGGUUAAUAUUUCAUGAUUAAGUCCAUCUACUGUAUUGCUAAGAGGUUUAUUGUCUACUGGGAGAACAAUCUGCGGUCCCAGAAAUUACGGCGGUCCAGAUCAAAAACGUUUUUGGCUUGAAGGCAUUUGUGCGACGGGUGUUUCUAGUCUUGACUUCGUUUCUUGGAAUCUGGACACAGUAUUAGACAAGGCCGCAUAGAUAAACAGAUGCUCACCGCCAGAUGAAGAAUUUACUCGCUACACGGCGGAUUGCAGAGUCAGCACCUCGAAAUGACACCAGACAGGGAAUGCCAUCACUACGGGAAAUGCUUUCGGUGAAUACUGUACGCAGAACUUGUGGAGGUUGUUCUGACCGAUGAAAGCGAGUAAAAGUUCAUGUUACUAAGGGCUAUUUUGCGAAAUGGCCAUAGGCCUGCGGAAAUUACUCUAGAUUGCAUUUCGGUUGGCAGAAAUGGAAUUACUAUAUAUAACUGUAAGUACUUCAGGAAGAGAUAAAAUGACCCCAAGUGAAGUGUUGUGCCCACAGCGGUCAAAAUUUUGCAAAGUAGUGGAGACAUUGAACGUGUGAAAGUUUAGAAACUUGAAUGACAACCUGGAGUUCCUUUUGUAAUCGGCGAAGCCACAAAGCACCUAGAUCUGGGAGUCCACAACGUUCUCGAUGUGUCGCAAUUGGGCGUUCCGCGAUCAAAGUACUUCUGGUAACAAAAGGCUGGACAAGUUCCACUUUCUGUAGCUCACCAGUGCGCAGAAGGCUAAAUAAAAACGUAUAGCAUUCUAGACCAGGCGGGUGCCAAGAUAGCUAGUUUCAAAUUUCCAUGGGGGAAAUCCAGUCGUUUUGUCUGCCUUGAGGCCAGUCAGGCAGGAAAACUGAAAGACUGGGGCUCCUGGAGUUUUGCAUUCGUAGAUCCUCAACAGUUCCGUUCACAUUAAUGUCGUCUCCAUCAAUGCAUACUUGGGGUUGAUGAUGACUGUUCAGGCGGCGAAACCAUUGUUUGCAGGUUGUGUAACAUGAUUACCAAAAGGGAGGCUGGCAGACGUCAUAAGACCCAGCUUUGCGAUCUCAUGUUGAGUGAGACGUUACCUCAUCUUAGAUUAAGGCCUCUAAGAUUUUCGAAAUUGCCUGGGGGGGAUGUUUACUGGCCGAAAGUCGUCAGCUGACGUAGACUGGCCGUGCUUGGGAAUAUUUACAAGGCAUGAGUCCUUGUACAAACUGGAAUAGGUCCCACUUUCGAGAGCGAGAUUAGAUAUCUCGCACAUGUGGGACGAAAACACCUCACCUGCGUCCGCAUUUAAAUUGCUGUUUGCAACACUAUUUGGUCCAGUACUAUGAGCUUCAAGAAAUCAUCCGGUGACCGAGGCGGCGUCUCAGACGGGCACCGGUCUAUAUGUGUAGGUUAGGAAGUGAAGCGGUCGAAUUGUCAUUAUGCUUUUUGGACAAGAAGGCAUUGGAACUGCCAGCGAUCAGUUUGGCGUAUGCGAUAGGCUUUUAGAGUGCUUCUCAAAGAAUGCGAUGUUGUGGUUCCAUACAACUACCCAUUUGUGAGAAAACAUUUUACGUCGUUUGACGAGCAUUUUUCGGCGAAGGUUACCAUUCCGGCUAGUUAUUUGCUUCUGAUAGCCCCUUAACCCGCUCGUAAAUCAACGUAUCAAAGGCAGAAGUGAAACAUCGUGUGUCAGAUGAAACCGACGGGGCAUUCUGCGUAACCUAGGACGAAAGUAUAUAGGGGGGGGAAGUUUGAUUCGUAGCACUUAUUCUUCUUCUUAUGAUGUAUUGCCAUAGAUUUCAUUUUCCCACUUCGCAAAGUCCACAGUUAGAUGCAAUUGGACUGCCCAGUAAAUCACUCGCAGACCUAUGAAAAUUUUUCUGAAAGGGCUAUUUACACGCAGAGUCAAAUAUCCUGAUUUUCUUCCUGUCAACUUUUAGAUAAUUGAACGCUUGGAGGCGCAAGGAUUUUCUGCUUAA
Molecule: messenger RNA, 48144 nt
Organism: Spirometra erinaceieuropaei
Lineage: Eukaryota; Metazoa; Platyhelminthes; Cestoda; Diphyllobothriidea; Diphyllobothriidae
Source: the annotation of a GenBank genome assembly